AUGACCAACGUGUUUAACAGAAGCCUCCGUCACUGUCUCAGGUUAGUUAUCGGGCAUCAUCGCUCAAACAUGAAGCUGUUUCAAACAUGCAUCUCUUUGAUUACAUAACGCAGACACAUCUUCUUGGCGCUCUCCAGCCGCGGUGACCUCCUGCCCUCCUGGACACAUUAGCAGUCUUCCAGAGCGUUGGGAGCUGAAUAAACAGGCUGGAAGACAACGGCGGGGUUAUUAGGUUCCUGUUUGGAGCUGCAAACCCUCGGCUAAAUAUGACCAGCUGAGCCUGUUGAUCUCCCAGAGCUGCAGGAUGAACAUCAGAGCGCCAGUAAUAAAAAAUAUCAUCAUGGUGUUUAACAAAACUGAAAGACUGAGUUUGGAGACGGUGAGGUUAUUGUCAGGAUAUUUAGUAUAUGUGAUUUUAUAGAAUAUAAUGAAGUUUUCUUCUUCCUUCAGUCUCCUGGUUCGGGGAUUGUUGAGGUCCGCACCAUUAAUCGGAUUAUUUGAUUAUGACGAUGUUAAAAAAAUUAAAAUCCUCAAAUCGAUUUUCCUCUCUAUCAUGUCUCGUACCUCCAGGCCACCGUAGGCUCCUCCUACCACACACACCAGUGUAAACAAACAUGGCGUUCACAAAAGAAGGCGAUAAUUUCGUGGUUAAAUCGGACAAGAGCGAGUCAGUCGUGUUGAAUUGGUACGACUUCACAGUUUGAAAUGAAGAGUAAACCACUCCCCGCUGCGACGUCUGUCUGAAGGCGGUAUCAUCCCGUCACCACGGAAACGAAAUCAGGAGGAAACGCUUAAGUUUUUUGUCGAAUCAGAAACGGUGUUUCAGGUGACUGUAAACGGGUCAGAGAGUGAAUAAAUCUGUAAACGACGACCAUUUCAUCUCCGUGUGGAUGUCUAUCUGCAUCUCUUGAAACGAUCAUGUGACACACAGAGGAACUCUUUUAACAACCUAUCUACACAUGCUCUGAACUCUUCUUCUGUCUUUGGUGCAUUUCCUGUGCGGCAUUACAGCGCCACUUACUGGCUUGGCAUAUGAACUACAUGGUUUUCAGUGGUUUGGUUUUGAGAGACGAUAGAAAAAGACCGGGGCGUCACUCAGACUCAUUUUAAAGCCUCAGGUGUUGAAGUUCAGCGGUGCAUGUGCCAUGUUGGAUCUGGUUUAAUUGUAUAUUUACAGUCUAUAGUUACACGCUCUAGUGUUCCUCUCUCUCGGCAUAAAAAAAUCCUAAAUCUGAUCUAAAACAGUUUUUCUUCUUCCUACAUCGACUGUCAUCUCUGUUUUUUCUAUUGUUACAGAGUGAAAGUGUCACUCCAGCCUGUUAAAUUAAUGAUGCUUUAAGAAAGUCUUACACUCUGUGACUUUCUGCCAAUUGAUCCAGGCCUGCUCCUACAGGGGGCGCCAAACUGCAGUUUAGAUGCUGAGUGACCCUUUUUUAAGCAAACAAAACUCUUUAUUUUGAUGUAAAAUGACUCCGUUAAAGUCGUUUAGUCGUGACUCAAACAGGAGGAAGGUCUGAGUUUGGCGCCGCAGACAUGGACUCUGUUUCCUGUGCUUUUUUUUCUCUCUGGACGGGCUGUUUGUUGACAUUUUUCCCGUGGCAUUUCCCUGACCCCGGGGCCGAGAGGCUGAGCGCUGGAGGACCAGCUGUACGAGCGGGACGGCGUGAGAGGAAGACAGCGGGACGUCCAUCAGACUGCAGCGUUUCUCCUCUGAAAACCGCGGUUUAAUCCUCUUAUGUAAAGCAGAAAACACGGUGUAAUCUCUCUGUGUUGCUCCCCCUCUGUGCUUCACUGUCCAAACCACUCCUGCUGCUCUUACCUGUUGAUUUAGCUCUCUUCAUUAACCAUCAUUCCUGUAUUCACUCAGACUUUACAGGACAGACAGAUUUUGACCCGUUAUCCACUUCAGAUGGCGGUUUGUUCAGAUUUACACUGUGGUCCUCCUGAUGUCAGAGUCUCAUACAGCCGUGGCAUCAGACUGUUUGAGAGAAGUGUGUAACGAGGGUCUCAGUCAUAUUAUUUUAAGAUUUUUACUCAUCAUUAAAGAAAACAUUUAAAGUUCUGACCCAAAUAGAGGCAGGACCGGUUCACCAAGCGUAGGUGAGUGGUUGUAGUUUUACAGUAUGUAACAAAGCGAGAAUAUAAUCAGGCCAGCUUACCAACAGUGAAGCUUUAUCAUGUUUUAUUUAUUGGAUGGGAAACUGAGGGCACAGUAGAGAGAGAGAGAGAAGGAGAGAGAGAGAGAGAGAGAGAGAGAGAGAGAGAGAGAGAGAGAGAGAGAGAGAGAGAGAGAGAGAGAGAGAGAGAGAGAGAGAGAGAGAGAGAGAGAGAGAGAGAGAGAGAGAGAGAGAGAGAGAGAGAGAGAGAGAGAGAGAGAGAGAGAGAGAGAGAGCACUCCUGUAAAAUCUUUGAGAAACCAGGUAGAUUAAGAGGGCAAAUGUUUAAAAAAGUUUUACUAUUUCACAAGCAGCGUUUAAAAAUUCUCUUUUUUAGCAGUUUUCUUUCUUUACCUUUUUAUUAAAUCAGUAUUAGCAGGUUAAUAAAUGCUACUGAACUUCAACAAUGCAGCAGCCCAGUUUGAUAUUUUUGUUACAUUAAAGCUCCUGUGAGGAACUUUUCCCCUGUGAGCAACUUUGGCGCCCUCCUGUGGACAAAGCACUCCUGUCUUAUUUUGUCAUUACAAGCUUAGAUAGUGUCUUCUGAUUUAAAAAUCCCACCCUGCUGUUGUUUAUGAAGCCUUACAUACAUUUUUUGUGACUGUUUUAUAUGGAAAUGGUAAAAACAGGGUUUUUUUUCUGUAGCUGCUCCCUAGAGUUUGGCGGUAUGAUGGUAUAUACCGUGUGGGGAAAAAACGUACGUCAUAUAUACAGUUACUGUGAUAUGAAAUUACUCAUACGGUGAUAUAAGAUUGUGUUCGUACCGCCCAACACUCCUGCUCCCUGACACCUAACCCUUCACACUGGUUAAAGGUACCAAAAAUUACAAUAUGAGAUCUGCCAGUCUGAAGGUCUUUACACAGCGGGAACAACGCAAAUAUAUGACAUUAUGAAAUUACAAAAUAUUCAGAGGCGAAUUUUGACGUGCCUGACUAUACACAUCAAGCGCGUCUGAUUGGUCAGAAGUGGACACACAGUCUGUGAAACUUUAGAAAAAUCGACCGUGAUCCGAAAAAAUAAAUGUCACAAUAUCGCAGGACGGGAAAACGUCACUGAUGUGAACGCUUGUAUUGACAGGAUAAAAAAUAUUGACGUCCGAAAUAAUGGCACGAAAAAAAAAAAACGCUCCCGGUGUGAAAGGACCUUAAUGCUUAUCAUUUUUAUAUGUCAUAGAUGAGUGCCAAUAUAAAAAUUGGCCUAUUUUAUAAAUGUAAAAAAGUUCCCUACUGUAGCUUUAAGUAAACAUAAACUGACUUCAGAAAGAUCAUGUUUUCAAAGUUAAAACUAUUUUACCUCCUUCAUUUUCGUUUAUUUCACCUCAUUGUUUAUCUUUCUUAUCGAUGUGAUCUCAUUCAUUUUUAAUCUACGACACAUAAUCAUUAUAUCAUAAUUACUGAUGAUCAGAUUUUAAAGAGAGUUUAAAUUCGUCAGUUAUGAACUCUCCAACUUUCUCCACUCCUUUCAUGUCCGAACCCCCCUCUCUGUCUCUCUCUCUCUCUCUCUCUCCGGUCCGAACCGAACCGAACCCCUCUCUCUUCUCCUUUAAAAAUCUCAGCCAAACCGUUUACUUCACACUGACGCAACAUGACGUAGGUUCACGCACGUUCUAGAGCGAGUGAAAAAAAAAGUGUUUAAAAGAACGAACGAACGCCCUCGCGCUCUGCCUUCAUUUAAGAACGCACAGCGAGCGCUCGUGGGAAAGUCAAUAUCUGAACAUGUGUUACUAACGUGCCUCACGCGCCACACUGACUGGAUCUGUCACCGUACGUCACUCUUACACUCAACUGUAAACACAGUGUUCCUCCGCCGUGAGCGGGCGAAGUAGUGCGCCUGAAAAUCACGCGUUAUCACUCGUUUGAAAGGAGACUUACGGAAAAAAAUUAAAGAUGAAGAAAACUGACAUAAUAUUUUAUUUUAUACUUUAAAAAAUCACAAACGAAAACACAGACAGUGUUAAAGACUGUAUUAUCCACCCUCCUACAACUUAAAUGUCUUUGUUAGGUCUGAGUUUGAGGUUUUUCACUUUUAUUGUUAUUGUAAAUGUUUUCACCGAGAGUUUGUCGCAGAUUAAGAGUAAAAUUGAUCACAGAUGUUUCCACACACUUCUGUAAAUUAAGCAAGAACUGAGCCUGGUGAAUAGGGGAGAGUGGGGUAAGUUGAUCCACCCCCUGUUACUUAGAAAUGGUUAAAGAAAUUGAUCAUGUGACCAAAUAUUUAGGAGAUGGUCAUCAAUAGGAGUCAGUGAAGGUUCGAAGCACAUGGGUGAAGGGGUUAGAUAUUUAUUUACAAAAAACAACAUUUUUCUUCACUCUGUAAAGUGAAUUUAGUCUUUAGUCGUCAGUUGGAUUAGAAUUGUGUUCAGACCAAAAAAAGAUAAUUUUAAAUUAGUUUUAUUCAUCAACUGUGGUCUCUAUGAGCUCCAACAUGAUGUCAAAAACCUAAAAGUCCACCAUUUUAUUUCAGAGGACUAAUAAAGUCAUCAUAGUAGUUCAGGGGGAGCAGAGAAAGUAAAGGAGUCUGAUGAGAGGAUCAGAGUUUACCUUCAGAUUGUUGAAACUUUUUCUUUUCUAAAAUACAGAUCUGUGAAUGUUCUCAAUCACUUAAAGACAUUCUCAUCUUCAAAUGUUUUUAAUAUGUAAUAAUAAUAAAAAGAAUGAUUUUACCAGUCGAAUAGAGUAAAAUAGAUAAAAAUACUCAUGAAUGUGAAGAAGUGACUGUUAUUUAGGGAGAGAGAAGGUGAGGGAGGACUGGGGGGGCAGUGGAGGCUCUUGAUGCUGUCCUGCCGCCUGCCUGCCCCACAGACAAGCCCUUGUGUCUCCCCCUGCAGGAUGUCUACAAAAUUGGAGUAUGAGAAAGGUCCUUUCACACGGGACCGUUUUUGUCGUGCGAUUAUUUCGGACGUCAUUUUUUUUUCGAACCCGUACCCUGUCAGUACAAGCGUUCACAUCAGCGACGUUUUCCCGUCCUGCGAUAUUGCGACAUUUAUUUUUUUGGAUCACGGUCGAUUUUUCUAAAGUUUCUCAUACUGUGUGUCCAUUUCUGACCAAUCAGAUUUCGUGUUGUUGAGACGUCAGAUUCACUGGUAUAUCCAACAUGGCUGACCGGCUGAUUGUUUACGUGUCGGAGAACAGAGUGAUUUUUGAUAAAAACACAAACAUUACAAAGAUAACAGCCUGAAGGACGACUUGUGGAGAGUCAUAGUGUCGGAUUUCUCAUCUGACGAUGGUUUGUGAGCUUUAACAGUUUGAUAAACGUCUUUGUUUGAACUUUCAUCUGUGCUAACGUAAGCUAACGGUUGUUACUAUAGUUUCAUGUGCUUAUCUUAUCGCCUCUGAUUGGCUUUAAGUGCUGACAUUUUCCAGCUUUUCCAGCCAAUCAGAGGCGAAGGAGGCGGGACUAUCCCCGGGAAAAGUCUUACCCGGGAUGCGUCUUUUUCCACCCCGGAAAGUCCCAAAAUCCUAUCCCCCACAGCCACAGGACACCGACACAGGGCCAGUGGAGGGAUGUGUCAGACAUUAACCUCCACCAGGAACCCUGUGACCGGCCCCUGCAACCACCAGCGACCACUGCUCCCGGUGCCAAGGGUUCCUUCAGAGGAAACACUGGGGGUCCUAAAAAUGAUAAAAGGAUCAAAACAAGUGAAAACUAAAACACAGACCUAAAAUAAACCAAGGCUAACUAGAAUAAAUGAAGACAAAACAAAUACAUAUCAAUUAAAAGCUAAAAAGGAGGGUCUUAAAUUACCCUGCUCCUAUGGUCAACUUACCCCAUACACUCUUUUGUCCUGCUUUAUUCUGAAGAUGACAGUUCUGUUUACACUCAUUCUGUUGGUUUUCAUGGAUGAACAACAUCCUGAAAUACUAAUAUUUAGUUAGAGACUAAACUGGGACUGACUUGAUGGACUGAUCUGAAAUAUGAAAACUGGUUCAUCUUCUCCCACUCUCCCCUAUUCCAAAACAGUCAACUGCUCUCAAACAUGACCAGGCGGAGGGAUAUCAACUCUUAACACAUGAUGUCGCCAUCAGCCCUUCCUACUUCACGGCUCACCUUCCACCAACUCGGCGCGGAAGCUCUGAUUGGUCGAGUCGGCGCGGACGGCUCACGCUGAUUGGCCGCUCGCCUGUCACUCAUAAAGCAAUGCCACAGGAUAGAUUAGGCUCCAUUUGCUCUAACUAAAUAGUUACCUCGAACAUCAAGGAGGGAGAAUUUUUUAAUUGGUAGCCCACCGAGCUCGGUGCAGACUUUCAGAGCGGCUCCGGAGGAACCGUGUUCGGGCUCUGACCGGGUCUAAGUGAGCCUCUCGAACCUCUUCCUCUAACAGAUGUGGAUACUCCGCUCGGGUAAGUCACUCUUCGCUGCUUUUUGACACAUUUCUCCCUCUCUGUCUCCCUCUCUCUCUGUGUCUCCGCGUGUUUUGGGGACUUGUGACACUUGUGUGUGUCUGUGUGUGUGUGGAGUCUGUUGUUGUUUGGAUUUUUGCAGCUUUUGCUCGGAGUUGUCUCCUGAUAACCGGCUCGGUGUUGUGGUUCUGUGGGAACUCUGAGGAGGCUGAGCACCGUGGAGGUGGAAAAACCUCAUCCUCCCUCAGUGUGGACAGUCAAGGACACUCGGUGCUUCUCUUAGUUUGGAGUGAACAUCUGCAGUCACAGCUUCCCUCUCUUUCUUUGUGCGUGUCUCUCCCGCACACCCUCCUGUAAAUAACACCCGCACCGGCGUGUCUGUGGUGCGUCGUGCGCAACAGUAAUAACACUCCAUUAGGAGCUGUCAGCAGCGAUUUACGACGAGUGUCAGGCUGCUUUUUGACGCGAUUUCUCUUCAUUUCUGCAAAUGGAUUUCAUCUGUGAGAAGAGCACGCCUGCUUUAUUGGCAACUUUUAUCGCUCCAUCAAUUUGGUUUAUUAAAUGACAGGUUUGAGAGAGAGAGAGAGAGAGAGAGAGGUGGGCAGAUAAAGAGAGAGGAGGAGGAGGAGGAGGAGAGCGAUGUUUCCGCUUCAGAGGGUCUGUACUGACUGCUGAGAUGCUGUUCCUUUUAUUAAAAAACCAUCUCGGCUGUUUUCUCCUCAUCUCCUUUAAGCGCUUGUGUCUGUAGAAUCAUCUGAUGUCUCUUUCAUGAGCCCAUUUCCGACUAUUGUGCUCUCAUUGCUGUGCGUAAUUGCUUCUCUCCCGGGAGAGAGAGUGCCAUCAAACUUCUAAUUUCCUCCUCAAACCCGGAAACCAUUUUAGUGGUGGAAGCAGCGGCUCUGUAAUGAUGGCAUCAAUAAAGCCGAAUCAGACUCAUGUCAAGUUGUGGGUGAGAUUAUUCUGGAGUGAUGAAUGUCCUCUUCUCUCAGCUUUUGCGGGAUUUCAGAGGCAGCUGGCUGGGAUUAGAGGGCAGGAAGACAAUGAGAAUCAGUCUCUGGAGAGGAGUCUCCAGUGUCAGGUGGCAGGUUAUCUAUUACAUCAUUAUCUAGUGCAGCAGAGGGAUCCUCUGCAACAUGGACUGAUGAGUUUUUCAGCAGCGCAGCCUGCAGGUAAAGUCCAGGUUGCCAAAAAGGUGUCACAGCGUCUCCAGGGAGAGAAUCCAGAGAGGCUGCUGCUGCUGAAAGAGCAGGUUUCACUCGGAGUCUCUGGCAGCUACAGACGAGUGUUUGUCCCAGUGAAACAGGUAGUAAAGAGGCGGAGGAGUAAACAGGGCCAGUAAACAGGGUGGUGUCAUUCUUGGCAGGGUUCGAGCUCAUAAAACAAACCCUUAAAGUCAAAUGUGUGCCGCAGAUUUGCUCUCAAAUUAAAAAAGAGACAAACACCCAAAACUGUAAAUAUUCACAGAGGAAUGAACAAACUCCGAGUCAAGAGUGAAAGAAGAACAAACUGGAGGUCUGAAGUGAAAUCUGAGCCAGAGAGAAACUUGCCAACAUCAAGUCUUUCACUUCCUCCGUCCCUCUGCUCGUCUUCAGACUGAAACAUGAACAUGGAGAAACACGGAGAUCUUCAUCAGAGAGACCAGCUUCAUCACAACCAGGCGUUCACACACACACACACACACACACACACACACACACACACACACACACACACACACACACACACACACACACACACUCAGGCCAACUCUCAUCAUCUCCAUCAGCCCAGUUCUUCCAGAUUCCAGAUGAUCGUUCAGUGAAGGUGAUUUCAGGUGAAAGAAAGUUCAUGAAACAGCUGACCUCGCUCUGAUUUCUCUCUCUCUCUCUCUCUCUCUCUGUUUGGUGUUUCCCAAACUCUCUCUGCCGUGACCUUCUGUUAAACUUCCACAGUGUUGAAGAUCAGAGUUUUCAGCCCAGAUUGAGUUUAUAAAGUCAUGUAUAGUCUCUCUCUCUCUCUCUCUCUCUCUCUCCUCUCACUCUCAGCAGAUGUCUGUCUAACAUCAGUCUGGUUCUGCUCGAGGUUUCUGCCUGUUAAAGGAAGUUCCUCCUCUCCGCUGUAACUCUCUAAAUGAUGUAAAGUGUUGGAUAAAAAUCAGAUCAAAGUGGGUCUGAUCCCAUCUGUGCAUCAGGUCUUUGUAAAUAUGAAGACGGUGGUCCGCUCAUGUUGUAGAGAGUGUUAACUGAUGCUUUUUGAAUAAAGGUUGAUUGAAUAAAACUAAACUGCGUUAUUUUAGACAUCCUGGCUGCAGUCUGGAGAAUCUGCAUCUGAAUCUGUUUUAGAUUUGAUGUUCUGUCAUUUGGAGAAAAUCUGUUUGAACUCAGAGAAGAUGACGGUUACAUCGGUCUGUGAGGGUCCAUCCUGUCAGGAGGCUGUUGAUUGGCUGACACCUUAAUUGGUCCAUUUGUAUGGAUCUAUGUAUUCAUCUGAGUGAUACAGUUUCAUUCCUGCUGCACUAAUCAGAGACCGCCAUCCUUGUUCUGGUCAGUCGACCAAUCAGAAGCUGAGUCUGCUUAUUCCCGAUCAGAAAAUCCACAGGAAUUGAUGGAGGAAAACUGGAUCAAUGAACUGGUGUUGUCAUCAAUAUAAUCUGAUCAGCUGUCAUUCCUAAUCUGGAGCGAAUCGAUCGGAUUGACACCGGUCUGAUCAGUUUGACAGCGUAAGAGUAAAAAUCAGCGCAGACGAGAUCUGAAGUUUGAUCACUGAUCAAUUAUGAUCUGAGAGAUUUCACAGCAGUCAGGCUCCGUGAUUAAGUCUGUAAUAAAUAUGAAAACAUUAAACUAACGCGGUGUAAACUCUGACACCUGGUGCGUACAGUCGUCAUGGCGUUUCUGAGCGCCGAGCCUCCGUUUGUGCUCUCCAGUUUAAGGUCGGAUCGGCGCGUCUCUUCUUCUUCUUCUUCUGUUCCUUUCAUACAGCAGAGUCUUCUCAUCUUUGACUCAUGUACUCACACAGCAACACAAUCCACAAAUUGGACCAAAUAUUGUAGCAGGACUUGUCGGGUGAAAAGGGCUUUAAGCUGCUGAUAACUCAUGGGCUCAGCUCCAGUAAUGGGCUUUUGUGUCCCUGAGAACCGUGACUGCAGGCGAAGCUGCUCACCGCUCUCAUCGGCCGAGUAAAGCUCCGCGCCGGGACCCAAACCUAAGGAGACAGUUUUUCCCAGGAAAAUAAUCCCAGAAUUAAUUCCCACAAACAUCCAGAGUCAGAGUUGGUGUGGAAACUGUGGCUUUUGGUUUCCUCGGCCAUGUGCUGCAUCAUGUGCUCAGCUGGAAUCAGUCAAAACACAGCAGAGAGGGGAAAAAAACGCCUCCUCCUCCUCCUCCUCCUCCUCCUCCUCCUCUCCCUCCGUACUUCUGUUCAUUUAGAGGAAGAACAAUCAUCCUCUCCUGCUGAACUGCGAGCACAGGCGGCGAGCUCUCAGACGCUACAGAGCGAGUCAGAGUCUGUCUGUCAGAGGCGUGAUGGAGGGACUGAGUAAGUGCGCAGCUGUGUCCAAGUUCACUCUCAGGUCUGCUGUGUUCGGACAUCUAUCAUCCCCACAGAGGUCAGACAGCAGUUUCCUCUUAACACGCUGAGUUUCUCAUUUUCCUGCUGAAGUCCCUCGGAAAUAAAACGCUCAUUAACUGAUCAGACCUUCAAACUUUCUGUGAGGCCGAGGUCCAGGUCUCCACGGAGAUGAUUGGGAAUAAUGUGUCGAUAAUGAAGUUUGAUACCAGGUGGUUGUUUGAUGAAGCGAAACUUGACAAAAAUAUGGGAAAAAAAACACAAAAUAAAAGUUUACAAAGUUAAGCAACAGUGAAGAAAGUUUUUCAUUAUUAACCUUUAUUUAAAAAACAAAGAUCACUGAGGUGUCCAGCGUUCAAAGAUAGAGCGAGACGAUUAAUCGGAGGGUUAUGACUCUCCACAUCAUAAAAACAGAGGAGCAGGAGGAGGAGAAGGAGCAGGAGGAGGAGGAGAAGGAGCAGGAGGAGGCUGCAGGCGUGUAUUUCUGCGUGUGCCUGAAAAGCAAAGGGACCAAAUUCUCACAAAGAGAGAGGCUGUUAGAUCAUGAGCGUGUGAGCUCUAGGACUGUGGAUGAAUAUUCUAAAUUCAAAUAUUUGAAUAUAAAAAAACAAAAAUUAAUAUUAGAAUAUUAGAUAAACAGCAGGAAAAAACUAAAUGGGAAAAAACAGAAAAAACAGCGUCUGCUUUGUGAGUGAGCGCACUGUAACGACAGAUCACAGGAGCUGCACCUGCAGUGAGACUCGCCAAAACCGUCCGUCUCACAUGCAGAGAGAGAUGGCGGGAUGUUCGGCGCCAAAUUUGAAGAGAGUGGUCUGGACCCCAAAUGAACCCCAGAAGCUCUGUUUGGAAAUUCUUUGGAUUUUGGGCGGACACAGUAGAUGGAAAAAAUGCUAAGCGAGAUAAAGUGAUUAUACACGCUGUGUGAGCGAGAUAUUCAAAUAUGUUCAAACUCGAGCUGCAGCUAUCGAAUAUUUAAGUAAUCGAGUAUUUCACCAAAUAUUCUACUGAUUACUCGAGUACUUGGACCCAAACGUCAGACUCACAUAAAGUUAGAUUUCCUAUAACCCCGCAACGAAGGUCAGACUCUGAGGACUAGAGGACAGUCACAGAACAAAUGUGUGCGUUAGCGGAUUGCAAUUCUCGUAAGAAAGCUAAUUAUGACAUUAACUUUCAUCGUGUCCCUAAAGACGUCAGUGUCUCAGAGCUGAAUAACUCCGACGUUACCUGCUUCACCAGCGAUGUUAGGCUACAAGCUAACGUGAAGAGGAGUGUGCAGAGUCGCUCGGUUAGCAGCACUGCAGGAGGAAUCGUUUCAGCCGUGACUCCAACCUUUGUGUUAUUUUUAGGAUGAAUAUUUUGACAGAUCAUAGAUCCACUGAUUGAUUGUUGGGAAUAAUAAAACUGGAGGCUGAUUUUGAAAGUGUUAGACAGCUGAAAGAUUAUUGAUCAGGUCUUAAUAAGUCCACUGUAGUUAUUAGUCAAGUUUAUUCAGUAAUUUAUCGCUGCACCUGUUUUUUCUCCUCCUCUUGUUUCUCUGUUUAUCAUCCCAGAUGUCAGGGCUGCUAGACAAAGUUAGAUAUAAGUGAAAGAGGUGAUUUAGAACUUAAAACACUUUAUUUAUCUGACAUUAAUUCAUUUAAAUCCCUACAGAAGAAAUAUUAGUGUUUUAAUACUGUGCGUCCCCACUGCCUUCAGACUGUUUAACUCAAUAUUACCGACCCUUAAACGGUUAACUUUAAAUUAAAUUAAAUUAAAUUAAAUUCAUGAAUUCUGAAGAUAAAACAAAUUACUCUUAUUAGCAAAAUGUACAAAAUAAUCUGAACAAAACAGAAGAGAGUCGUCUUCAUAAAGAUACUGAGGUCAGAAAUCCUGGAGGUUAUGUUCUUCAUGUAGACUGUAAAUGAAAGAGGACCCAGAUGUGAUCCCUGUGGAACACCUUUAACCAUAAAAGACAACGUUAAAUUCCAUCAUAAAGAUAAAACCUUAUAAUAAACCAUAAAGAUGUGACAGUUUAUUAAUUCUGUGUCUCUUUACAGUAGAGAGAGCACGAUAAACACAACAAACCUCCUCCGUAAAUAUAACGCCGUCACAGUCGAGUUAUCGCCGGAUCUUUGGAGAGCAGUAAAAAGUCCGAGCCGAGCGUCUGAGUUACAGCGAAGAGCUCCGGAGCAGCGGCGUAAACCCCCCCUGACAGAUUCACUGAGCCCUCCAUCAGCUCACAUCCUCAGACCCUGACAGGGCGAGCCAGGACUUUGGCGUGCGCUGUAAUUUUAACCGGAGUCUGAUUUUCACUAAUCAAUACGUUUGUUGGCCGGGCCGAGAAUUGAUGGAUUUAAAUCACAGCUGAAGCUGCGGCUGUGUUACUCAGCGAGAGCAGAAUAUGACAUCGAUAAAGCGUGGAUGUUAACAGCUUGUUUUAUACUCCGGCGGGGCCCAAAAUAAGGAGGUAACCUGGCGAGUUUUAGAGCGCGACAGGGGUGAGCGGCGGAGCGACUGCAGCAUCCUGUUGUGGAGGCCGAGUGUCCUGCCACCUCAUUGAUUUGGCUGUUUACCUUUUUUAGCCCUGGAGGACAUGUGUUUUCAGCGUGCUCGCCUGCAGCUGACCCGUGCACCGGGCGGAAAUAUCUCCUUGUAAGCCGGGUCAGCAGAGCAUGCCCCCGUCACUGCCGUCGGGCUGAAAAGCCUCGCACCACGAGUCGUGCUCCUUUUUUAAACAGAGCGUUUCAGCAGAAAGGAGCAAUUACUACCUGCUCUGCUUGUGUUGCUUUCAUGGCCUCUUUUGUGUGCUGAUUCCAGGGCAGAUUUUGUCCGCUGCUGUUCCCACGCUGAGCGAGGAGAACAGGAAGAACUCAGCGACGCAGCAGGCCUCUGCCUUCUGCUAUUAUGGCUAUGAUUCAAUCAUGGCAGGGCAGCGCUUUACCCCAGCACUCUGAGAGAGGCAAAGAAAUGUCCUCACUGCCUCUCCGCUAAUGGAACUUAAAGCCAAAGGUGUUUUUGUACAAAGAGGAGACCAUCAGCCACUUAAUGUGGGAAGUAGCGGCAGCACGCCUCACCUCGCAAUCCACUCUCCCCCUACUGCGAUUUCAAAAUGGCCUCCCUCCUGUGCUUGCAGCCAGAAAAGCACCACGCAGGGUGGAGGAACCAGACCGGGCGAGAUUCGUCUCUCCUGGUGCUGCUCAUCACACCCACUGUUUGUUUUCUUUGGCCAGAACACGAGUGAAAAAGUUCAGCUUGUUACAGCUUUGGAUUCGCUUUCUCUCACAGCAAAUCCACGCCGUCAACAAAUGUCACAUGACUCACAACCCGCUGUUGCAAAGAUUCACUCAAAGUACAACAGGAACCAUCGGCACGAGAAGCUUUAAAGGGACGGAUGUCUUAUUUCUUUAUACGCCGAUGAUGUUUGUGUUUAAAGGUAAAUUAUAUUAAAGUAAAACAGGAACCAGAAGAAGCUUUAAAGGGACGAAUGUUUUAUCUCCAGGGUUCCUACGAAAGUAUGGAAAUAAAUUUGAUCAAUUUUCAGGUUUUAAAAAGUACGGAAAAUGAAAAAUAAAGUAUGGAAAAAUAUGUAUGUUUCCAGACUAUUACCAGAGUAAAAAAACACUGUUUUCUAAAAUAGAAAAGUCAGUGUUUGCAAAAAUAAUUCUGAAAGUCGGAUAUGGAAAAGUCUGGAAAUCCCAACUGUGUAGGAACCCUGUUUUACUUUAUACGCUGAUGAUGUUCAUGUUUAUACGGUUUAUUCAAAUAUCCAUGAAUUCAGUGAUUUUUAAAAAGUAUUUCCUGUUUCUUGUUUUUGCUUUUGUUGAGUCGUAGUUGUUUUAUUUCUCUGACAUGUUCACCGAUAAGGUAACCGUGUUGUUAAUCUGUGAGUUUGUCCCUUCAGAGUUUUAGAUUCUUGUAUUUCUGAGCGUGAACUCGCUCCUCUCCGCUGUAAUUCAGCAGCUUUUAUCUGCGCAGCAGCUGGAAACACUCGAAGAAUAAAACCGAGUCAGAGCCUCCAUCCUGUCCAGUCGAUGGGCGGUGAAGCUCUCUGCCCAUUUCUGAGCCGGGUUUUCAGAGCGGAGAAGCUGCUCUAUUACACGUCGAUAAUCGGCCCGGUCCACGUGGAGGAGCUGCUCGAAACGACAUCCCAGACAUGUCUCUGGGUUUGGCGCUGCUUCCUGCUGCUGUAUCACAUAUCUCUGAGACUCGUUUUGUCUUAUCAUGUUUUUACUCAGUAAAGUCUGACCUUCCUGAAAACACCGAACCAAAAUAUGACGUUUUUUAAAGAGUCUAAAUAAACUUACAAAUAUCCUGAAACGAUAAUCCGAUUAUUAGAGAUUUCUGUGUUUCUACAGCUGAACAAAACAAACGAAUGUCAUGAACAGAGGAUCAAAUAUUCUGCACCACAGGAGCUUCUUGUCCCUCACAGGCCACCGUCAUCUCUCUGACAGGAUGAAGUGAGCGAGGGAGCUAGAAUCUGACAGCUGGUUAUUUCCAUGUGUUCCUGUUUCUACGUACUGUACCUUUAGAUAGAGUUGAGUUUGAAGACCAAGACCCUGAUCUUGGUGAAUGUCAUGAGAAUUAUUGCUAAUUUAGUUCUUUACAUUAACAGCAAAAACUCGUUGAUUUGAGCCUCUGAGGCGAGAGUCUGUACCGGUGAAAGUCUUCUGGUUUACAUGGAAGUCUAAGUUUUUUUUGUGAAAUUUGUUAUUUGUUGAUAAAUAAUAAAGUAAAUUUAUAUCUGUGUUGAUUUGUUACCCUGAUGCCUUCACUCACAGGUAAACAGUUCAUUCAUUCAACAGUAGUAUUGGAUCGGUAUCAGAUGUCGGCCGAUACGCUCAGCCCAGAUAUCGUAUUGGAUAGGAUCAGAAAAAAACGGAUCGGUGCAUCUCUAAUUAUAAAGACAUAAAGACACUCAGGUGUACUUUGUUUGUGUCCUUUAGUUUGAAACUAUUUACCAACGUGUCCCCCCUGUUUUGACCCUCAGAGCUGGACCGAAGGAUCAGGGUCCAGAGGAGCCGAGGCUGCAGGACAACAAACCGCCUUACUUACACUGGACUAAUCCCCGUCCUCCAGAGAGCUCCUAAUUGAGCCGUCAUCAUCAGCUGCUGAUUCGACGGGUUAAACAUCAAUUAAGGUAAUGAGCACAUAGAGAGGAUGGAGAGGGGGGAGGGGAGGUGAUUCAGACCCACCCUGAGGAGGUGCUGAUGAUGGUGGAGGAGCUGAUGGAGGCUCCCCCUUAAAACAGCCGGACUGCUUCUCUGUUGGUUUAGCUGUGUUGGUGUGUUGGUGUGUUUGUGUACUUGUGUGUUUGUGUGUUUGUGUACUUGUGUGUUUGUGUGUUUGUGUACUUGUGUACUUGUGUGUUGGUGUGUUUGUGUGUUUGUGUGUUGGCCAGGCUGCAGUCUGGGUGAGCGUCUCAGCUGCUGUCGGACCGUCAGGAUGCUCAGUCUGGGAUUGAACCAGAUCAGGCGUCACUCUCUGCUGUUGUUCUGAUCAGAUUUGGACUGAUUGAUUAUAGAUUUAUAGAUUCUGCACAGAAAUGGACAUUUUAAAGUUUAUGGAACGGUCGCAAAACAAGGAAAAAGGUCCGGAAACGGCGCCGCUUAAAAGACCAUAUCGCCCCCUAGUGUUGGGGAGGAGGACACGUUCACGUCAAUAAUUAGAUUUUCUCAGCUGCUGUAAAUGCGGACGAGAGAGAUCCGAUUCUGCGAUAAAAACAAAUCAUGAGCUUAGUCCAAUUAAACUGAGACUGUGAACGGUCUGAGUGAAAAGACCCGGAUCUUCUCUGGGGGACAGAGAAACUCCUGGACAUCUCUGAGACACACAAAGUUUGAAGCUGCUGGUCUCACGAGACGAGUGGAUUUUACUGUCGAUCGGUGCGUCCUGCUGCGUCUUCUUUAGAGUUUGGACCUCUCUGUCCUCCGUCCACCAUGAUUCCCUCCUUUGGCUCUCCUCCUUCACGCUGACUUCCUCCUGUUAUUGUGUUACUAAGUGGGAGGAUAAGGUAACCCUCAAACACGAAGGGAAGUGAGCGCCGAGUUGGAACCGGUUGUGAUCUGGAUCGGGUUUUUGAUCCCCAUCCCUCGUCAGGAAGUGAUUUUUCUCUUCCAGAGAUCUGAUGUUUUUAUGUUGCUCUUCUUUUGAAAUAAACACCAGAAGAAGAAGAAGAAGAAGAAGAAGAAGAAGAUGACGUGUAGCGGGUGAAACAGUGUAAGAGAGAGAAAAAAAAAACACCAAUUACAGCCUGAAGACGCUGAACUCCAUCAAAGACAGAAAAAAAACACAAAACCAAAUCCUCCCACACGGUUUGAGUGACAGGUGAGUGCAGAGCGGCAGCAGUCAGUGCAGAGCAACAAAAGACACGGAUGAAAGAAAAAACGUGCAGUUUAGCUCCUGAAAUUUCUUUCUACGUGAGUUUUUGAAGCUGAAAAGAGACGCUGUGCAAACAAAUCAUAAUUACAUGUCAGGAGGACGGAUGUGUUUGAGGCUGAGCGUCCGUCCCCUCCGAGUGUUUCCACGUCGGUUUGUUUAAAUAAAAGUCGCUCAGGGUUGGAGAGGGAAUUGUCUCACCGCCGCUGGUACAUCUCCUCGAUAAAAUCUUCCUAAUUAUUUGAAGUGAUCAUUAGAGAUGCUCCUGUGGGGUUUGAUGCUGCAACACGCUGUAACGUCGUCUCUCGUCUGCUGUGAAUCCAGGCAGAUUUGUUGUAUCAGUAUCUUAACAGGUCAAUGAAAUGUCAAUAUGAAUCCAUUUGGAAGACUUCCGCCAUGCUAAACUCAUCAUUCAAUAUUUAACAAACACAGAUGAUUCAAUCUUGUGCUGCAUAAGUAUUUAAUAAGCAGAGCUCUUUAGAUGACUCAUAGAUUUAAUAGAAUCCACACUCAUCUUUUAUCGCCCUGUUUUACUUAUGAAUGACACUUGUGAGUUACAGCUCAGAGAAACCACGCGUCUGUAACUCUGAGUUUACUCUCUGAGACGUGAUUUAGGAGCUCCAACAAAUCUGAGUUCAUCAAGUCUGAGAGUAAAUCAGGAGUUUUAUAUCGCAAACACGAGACAAGAAAGAAACAUUUAAGACCGUCAGUCACCAACUUAACACUUUAAUUUAUAACUACUCCAAACAAAAACAAGAUCUGAUUUCAUUAAUUCACUCAUGAUCUCUUUUAAAGCUCCUGUGAGGAACUUUAGCUGGAUUUUGGCGCCCCCUCUGGUCAAAGCUGACUAUGUUGUAGAUUAAUAUAAGUCUAUUUAAUAACCACAUCUUCUCAAAGGAACUUUAAAUAAAGAAAAAAAAACAUUAAUAAUCAAUAAUAAAAUAAAUCUGUUAUCUGUGCUCGUUUACAUCCUGGUUGUAGAUCAUUAUAAAAAUAGAUGUCUUCUCCACAGCUUAGACAACAUAAAACUAGAAUCAAUGAAAAAUCUAUCACUUUUCUAAUCAACUAGUCAUCCUGGUGACGACGUUUAAUCGACAUAACGAGCAGAUCUGGAAUAUCUUAAACCCCGUCUUAAUUACGUUUGGACUCAUUUCACAACAACCUCCAUUCACACCUGAAAAUUAAAGCUCCUGUGCUUCAUGAUGGCGCCCCCUGUGGACAAAUCAGUCUCUGCUCAAACUUCACCUCCUGAUAGAAAAGCUUAUCCUGCCGACUUCUGACAUCAUAUUUGUUAUUUAAUGAUAAUAUUUUACGUGAAAACCGAUAAAAACGGAGCGGCUCUUCAGCUGCUAACCCUUCGCUGUGAUUUCAGACUUUUGAGAUUACAAAAUAAAAGUCUUCAGUCUCGUCACUGAUGGUCUUAUUUACUUUUGGAUAUUAUAAAAAAGCACCAAUAUAAAUUUCAGUCUGUUUCAUAGAUGUCAUUCAACUAAAUCAAGAUACUCGGAAAAACGUUGCUGUUCUUUAAAAUGGUAUUUAUCAUCUGUGCUCGUUUACAUCCGGGUCAUACAGCGGUCAAACACACAGCAGCUUUAAACUGUAAUAAAAAUGUGAUUAUUCAUGAAACUAGCGAGUAAUUCGGCUGACGAUGUUCAAUCACACAGUCAAUUCCUUAAAAUCAGGACACUAGAUUCAAGUUUCCUCAAUCUUGUGUUAGAUAUUACAAAACAUACAAUUAUCCAGGGUUACAGACACGUUAGAGCAAAUAUUGAACUAAGUUAAAUAUCAGAAAUAAACGUUUAUUUCUAUUUAUCAGUAAAACUGAACUCUGAGGCGCUGAUGUGCUCAUGUUUGUUUGUCUGAGUCGGAGUAACGGAGUGAGUAUUAGAGGAUGAAGUGACUUAAUUUCUUUGAAUCAGUGAAAUCUGAUGUCAAACACUUGCUGCUUGUGUUGCUAUGAAAACAUUCGGAUGUGUUGUGCCGUCCUGGACGAGCGGCAGCUGCACGUCUCCGAUUUCAGCACAAGUGGCCCGAGCCCGGAGUGAAAGUUUGAUCCCAAAUUCAGGGAGUUUGCUGCGCCUGUCACUCCGUCCUGAAUUAUAACCGACCUCCUGUGGCUCAGCGCAGACCUUUUCCAUCCAUCUCUGUGAUAAACAGAGAAGUCCUCAGAUGAUGGAUUCUGGGGAAGUAGGGCAGCGGGGUGGCCGGGACUUCAAAGACGCUCUCGUGUAAUCUGAAAGGUCACAGGCUCGUGUUUGAGAGAGUGGCCAGAGUGCCCUUGAGCUAGAUUCUGGACCGCUUCUCGCACUAAAAGACCCGCUCUAGUCCUGCUCUAAAUUCAGAGAUGAUCUAAUCGCGGCGUUAUUUCCGUUGUGUUUGUAGAACAUUAGUCACACAGCUCUCCAGGUCUGUGCACAUCCAUGAGAUCUGUUACGUAAAUGUGAACGGAAAUCAAAGCAGAAAGAACCCUGUGUGGUAAAUCCUCACUCAGUUGUUGAUUUUUGCUAAAAAUACCUCGCUCAGGGCACUAAAUUUAUCCGGCCAACCUCGAAAGAAAUUGCUGGAAAUAACCCGCUUUGGAGCCAAAAUGGAAAUGUGUGCUGACCUGAUUCUGGCUGCGAGGUAGAGACAGAAGGACGAUGAAAACACUGAAUUCACGUAACGUUUAUUUUGAUCGGAGAUUAUAGAAUCUGUACAAGUCUUAUGACAUUUCAUCUGUGAGUGUGUGUGUGUGUGUGCGUGCGCUUUUGCGGUCCAUCUCUGAUCCAGAUUAAGGUCUCGUCUUUUAAUAUUCAAAGCCGAGAGUCCGGCUGAUGUAAAAAAAAAGCCAAAUGGACACGGCGUCUUGGAGAGCGGAGCGAUCAGAGGACGGUGGUCCUGGAGCGAGACACCACCUCACAGCAUCUAUGUAGGUUAAAUGCAACUUAAACCCAACACAAUUUGCAGGAUUAACCUCAGAUAGCUGCAGCGGCGGCGCUGUCAGGGCCGCAGCGCCGCUCACAAACCAGGACGGGUCUGACCUUGACUGGGCCGCGGUGUCAAAAUCCACUUAAACUCAAUUUGAAUCCAUUUAGUUCAGCUUCUGGCAACCUUCAGCAAGACGGGCUUUUAUUUAAAAUUCCAUUAGGUUUCUCAAUAGUCUUGGAGCUUUUAAAAAAGAGAGUGAAAAGAGGAGAAGUGAUAAAAACGAAAUGAACAGCGCUGAAAGGAAAGGCAGAAAAUGAGAGAGAGAGAGAGAGGGAGAGAGAGAGAGAGAGAGAGACAGAGAGAGAGAGAGAGAGAGAGAGAGAGAGAGAGAGAGAGAGAGAGAGAGAGAGAGAGAGAGAGAGAGAGAGAGAGAGAGAGAGAGCUGCUCUUUAAGAAAUGUGUGUUUUUUUUUCUUUUCCUGGUUUAAACGCCAUUUCCUGUCGGAGUGAUUCUGCUUAAAGAAAUAAAACAUUAGAAUUAGACUGAACAUGAAGAUUAUCUGAGGCUGUGCAGAUGUAACCUCUGUGAAGGUCAGAGGUCAAUAGCCGUGAAGAUCAGAAGGAUUUGGGUUUUAUUGUUCAAGGUAGAGCCCGUUCUAGUCAGUGUAGAACUUUAGGUGACUGAUUCUUGGUACUUAGAGACCAGGUUUAUAAAAGUCAGAGUUACUGAACGCAGCUUAGCGAAGGAUCACCAGUCCUCUUUUUAAGAUCAAAACCGUGCUAAGAAAUGCAGUCUGUCAUCUCUGUUCGUGUACAUUCAGGUAGGAGAGAGUGUAGCGUGAUGGCUGCAGACUGUAUGUUUAUAAUGGAUGUUAAUUUUAAAAAAAAUCAUCAAAACCUUGAAUUUCUAACAAAUGAGCUUUUUAAACUUAUGUUUGCAUGAAGUUAAAAACUCUUGUCUGUACAGUAUGUGGUGUCAUACUUUUAUUUAUUCCUUUAAUUGGAGCCACUAAUGCAGCAGCUACUCUUUCUAUUGUCCACAUCCAACAAACAAAACAAACGUAUCAAGGAGCAACAAUGAAGGAGUCUGGGGUUUACCCAUGAUCGAUUAGUUUACAUGAGAGAGAAGAAGGAUCCAAACCCGACUCUGAAGACGGAUCGAAGACAACUUGAGCAAGAGCAUGAGGCCUUAGUGGGUUUGACGUAAUCUUUGGAUCCUCACAGAUAUAACGAGUUUUAACAUUAACAGUAAAAUAGACCCUCAUUACUUCUGAAAAUAACUAAUCAGCUGAAUGAUAACGAUAUUGAUAGAUUGAUGUGUUGAGCCACUCAGGGAGCUUGCGCGGGGGAAUGUUUAUUAGCUGUAUGAUCAUAGACGAUAACUUGCUAAUACUUGGCGCACUCAUGCUGUGCGGUGAAGCGCGCAUACAGAUACAUAGAAGUCCGAGAUAGAGCCACGUAAAUUAAAACAACCUUUUCAUUCAGACUGAAGUCGGUCGUGUUCUCUUGGGGAGCAGACACGACAGCGUGACAAACUUUGCAAACAGUUUCCUUUCGCUCAGUGUUCGUCAAAUUGAAGCCGAAAUGUUUCUGAAGUCGUCCUUCUUUACUUCUCAACCAAAAACGACCUUCCUGCAGUGUUUUCAAUCGCUCACUCCUCAUAUUAUUGAUCCACACACGUCACACGCUGCAUUCAAGGUGCUUUUCCAGCACAGGAAUUUAAAUACGCUAAUGCGGCGCAUUAAUCGUCUUUCUACGAUCAUAAUGUUUUUAUUAUCGUAAGACGCCAAAAUUGAAAUCAUGAUUAAAAUCCGAUCAAUCUUUCAGCACUAAUUGAGACUUUGAGCUCGUUAUGAGAUGUUUAGUACAAGUCGCCCCCUGCUGGUUAUCGGAGAGAAUGCAGGUCAAGGGUUUCAUUGCAACAGUCUUAUGAUGUAAAUGUCUUAUUUGUGACAUCAGCAGUGAUCAUGUUAUCGUGUAUUAACGAUUUCGUAACUCCAAACGCCGUAUUUUAUAACUCAGCUGGGGUCAAAGGUCAAAGAUGUUCUAGAGACCCGGUUAAAGCAGGAUUAUUAAUAUCAGAAGCAGCAUUCAGGCUGGAUUAAGGUUUGUGUGCCUGAUGAUGAUGAUGAUGAUGAUGAUGAUGAUGAUGAUGACUGUAUCCGAACACGGCGGGUUCACUGCAGGUCGCUCUGCUAUUGUUGCCGGUGAACAAUGCAUCAGAAAAAAGAGAAAAACAGAAGAAGAAGAAGAAGAAGAAGCUGGGACGAGGAUCAAGGAGAGCUGCACACCUACAAGAGCGAAGGAAGCAGCUGAGGAGAAGAGAGAGACGCUCUGUUUCUUCCUCUCUGAAACGCCGUACAUCUGUUUUAGGAAAGAGUUUCUCGCUCCGGUGCAUCGUUGAGGAUUCAGAAAACACUUCUGCCUCCAGAAGCAGAGAUGUUUCAUAAAUCAAAGGUCCUGUGCUGACUCAAAACUUGAAUCGUAGCUCAUACUGUAAGCUGCGUUUGCCAGAUAUGACUUUGUCAGAGCGUCUGCCAACACUCUGGGCUGGUUAGCUGCACAGAAAGAGGCCGUCUAAAUGUAAAAGUGAGGGGGGCUCGCUCUGCUGCCGACUUGGUUUGGAUCAGAGUGUUUCUAUUAAAGGUUUUCACCUCCUAAUACUCUUAGAAACAUUCAUGAUCACUCAUGUCUCCAAAUGUUUGUCUACCAGCUGAUUUCCAUUUUUACCAGCUGAUCACCAACUGGUUCUUCUUUCCUGUCCCGUUCGCUCAGACUAAACUGUCUCUCUGCCAAAUAACUGGUGGUCGUCACCGUUUACUGACGUGUCCAAAGGGGCGAUUCUUGUUUCACCAAGACUCGGCCUUUUUUCCCUCAGAGUUUCAGGUCUGAGUUGAUGAUAUGAUCUAGAAGUUUGGGAAUGAAGCUUCACUCUACCUGCCUCCUCUGCCUCCACUCCAGCUCCUCUUUUAUUCCGUGUCUGAUUUUGGAGGACUUAGAUUUUUUAACAUCGUCACGAUCAAAUAAUCUGAUUUAAAAUCGAUUGAUCGUGCAGCCCUAGUCUUGGAUGGUUCUUGCUUGUUUGGUUUCAGUUCCUUCUGUUUUCGUUCUUGGACUCUUGGACUAAUCUCAGUCUCAGUUUUAGUGGAUCCUCUUGGUCGUAUUGGUCCUCAGAGUUUGCAGCUGUUACAGUCGGUUUCAGAGUUUUAGGAAACUUGAAUCUUGUGAAUUCUCCUCUCAGCCAACCUUCUGUGACAUUUCGUCUCCGUUUUUAUGCCGGUUACACUCCGGAGAGAACAUCAGGUCUUUGUGAGAGGAGGGUAGAGGAAUUUGUGGACUCUCUGCUGGACUGUGAACGCAGCCCGAGUGCCGUGCCACCAUACUGACGGGGUUACGAUGGCGUGAGAGCAGGGGCUGCUGGCCAGCGCUCCAGCACAGCUGAAAUAGCAAGCAGCAGAGCCAGGAGCUGAAAUACUACACCCAGGCAGCUUCUCACACUCCCCCUCCUCCUCCCUUCCUCUCCCUCCCCCUCUCCUCUUCUCACCUCUCCUCCUCACCCUGACUCUCUUUUAUCUCUGUGUUUUCUUGAUCUUCAUCACCAUCAUCUUUAGCCUCCAUCCAUCCACCCCCCUCCCUCUCGCUGUCUUCCCGGUCCCGCCCCCCAGCACAUCCUCCCACACCUCGGGUCCACCUCCAGCGAAGCGCAGCAGAGAGGUUAUGGCCUCAUUUGAAUAUCUGAAUGUAUAUCAACCUCCUCCUCGCUGGGGCGUGGCGUUCGUUUUACGGGCGCACAGCUGCGGCGGUGCUGUGGGACCAUCUGCGCAGGGCUCAUUGAGUUAGCCACAAGCUGAAGUGGAGAGAGAGAGGAUAGAGAGAAAGGAGCUUAUUCCUCUGUUUGAGUAAAUCCAUCAUGUGAAGGAAAAACCAUCCACCCGUCCAGAGUCAUACACUCCCUCAUGUUAACAUGGGAUGGUGCUACUCCAGGCAUGUGCAUGCUGGUUUGUGCGUCAGUUCAUGUGUGUGAAAAUAAUCAGACAAUAGAGCGGUGUUAGUUUGUUCUCUUCUCAGCCACCAAACUCCAUUCAAAAAAACACCAAAUUAAGAAGUCAGGAGCUGCUGCACCUCUGUUCAAAAUAUACUAUUAUUGAAUAUCAGUAUGUCUUAAUAGAGUAAUCUCUUAGUAAUGUAGUACUGUUUGAAAUGAUAGAAUUCAGUAUGAUACUGUUAACCGUUUACUUUCUUUAGUGGCUUUUAGAAAAAGAAAUAUACAAAAAUAAGGAAAUGAUAAUAAAUGAUCAAAAAGUAAAUAAGAGAACAUUUUAAAUUAAAGCAAAAUAAUCUAAAUUAAAAAACAUCAACAGUCUAAAUGCUUAAAAAAUAGUCACUGUAAUACUGUUUUUUUCUCUCUUUACUGUGAGAACCUCCAUUUAAAAAACAGCAUAAACACCACACUCCGACACAGAGGGCAGGAGUUGUUGUUCUAGCUCUGCUUUACUUUCUUUUCACUUUUUAAUCCCAUAAUUAGUCAAACAAACUCUUAAAAGUUACAAAAUAAUCUAAACUAACAGGCUGGAGCAGAGGUAGACCAGCAACUCCAGGGUCCUGCCGGAGUCCUAAAACGACGGUUUUUGUCUAUGAGGUUUGGUGGCUGUGAAGACAGUGAUGUCACAGCUGUUUCUGGACUUCUCUGAAGAACUGAGGAAGUUUAACACUGUUGUGUUUUUAUCAGAUGUAUGGAGCAACAAUCUGAGGAGAACUUCUGUUGACUUUAGUUUGACUUUUGUCUCAAACAGGAAACAUAAAUACUGGGAUUCCUCUUCGUUUGAUGAAUUACUCUUAAACAGCACACAAUCCCUUUUGUUCUGCUCUCUGUUUUAUUGUAAGUCUCCAAAGAAACGUUGAUGUGAAAAAGCUGAGAUCAGACUUUAACACAGAGACAGAGCUCUGAAGUGUCUCUGCUGCAGAAACCGUGUUUUUCUUCAGAAUCGGGUCUUAGAAGUCAUUAAAUCUGCGCUCUCAAAGUGUUCUGAAACCAUGAUGGCUCUUUAAAACGAUCCAUUUCUCUCUGCUCAGAUGUAUAAACCAGCUCACGGCGUCAGCGAGGAGUGUUUUCACGGGCAAAAGCACAGCGGUGCUUUGGGUCGAUAAAGAGUGUACUUGUUUUCUGGCGGGGCCGUGUCAGCGCAGGCAUUAGAUAACGCUUUAUUUGAUGGUGUUCAAUGGCUGACUCGUCCUCACCUCUCGCCCAAGCCUCUCCUGCUCUCCAGCCCACACGCGCUCCCAUGUAAAAACCAAACGCACACAGACAUCCACCCACUGACUCACACACACACGCUCUCUCUCUCCCUCUCCCUCUCUCUCUCUCGCUCUCUCCCUGCAUCCUUCCUCAGGAGGAUUCUGGCAGUUGUUUAUGUUAUUGAACUGGUUAUCACAUUACAGCUGGAACAGCAGCUCCGAGACGCACAGUCCUCCCGAUUUCUCAUGAAAGAAGGCAGAGACGGAGCGGAGGGACAAACUGAUCCCAACAUAUCUGAACGGUUUUUCACCAAACUCGCCGCCAGACUGCAGACUUCUUUUCUUAUUAGAGAAAAACACACAAACAUGCAGACUCUGGUGUUUUUAUGAUCUGCUGUCUGUCAAAAACACAAUCAUACGAUCACUCUCAUUGACUUCUUUCCAUUCAGUUAAUGAUUCGUUCAUAUUUACUUAAAGGUAGACAAGCAACUCCCACAUAACAAGAGUUCUGAUGACUAUGAGAGCAUCAUAAUAAUCCACCUGACUGUGCCCCACAAUACUCGGGGUGGGAGAAAAAAAACUAUACAGCAUAGUAUCGGGAUAUUUUGUCUGGUGAUCGUCUCAUUUACCAAGUAUUGAUUUUUUCAAAUUAAUCCUUAAUAUGAAGUCAAAUCAAUGAUAAUGGAAAAAUAAAAUCAACUGUUUGUCCAGUGAGGUUUGGCAGAGGGGAAAUCAUAGAGCAGGAGAAAGUUAGUACAACAAAUAUAUAUAUGAGGUUAGCAAGAUGUGCCACAUGAAAAUAAAAUAUCGUGUAAAUAAGACAAACAUAAAGAACGACCAAUACCAAAUUAGCUAAACAGUUGAAAAUUGUAUAAAUCGAAAUAUUGAAUACUCACUGUAUUGCAAAAUGAUGAAAAUCGCAAUAAUAUCGUAUCCUGGCCCAAGUAUUGUGAAAGUAUUAUAUCAUGGCACAAGUAUCGUAAUAGUAUCGUAUCAUGCCCAAGUAUCGUGAUAAUAUUGUAUCAUGAUAGUAUCGUAUCAUGACUCAAGUACCGCGAUAGUAUCGUGGCCCAAGUAUCAUGAUAAGAUCGUAUCGUAGCCCAAGUAUCAUGAUAAUAUUGUACUGUGGCCGAAGUAUUGUGAUAAUAUUGUAUUAUCGCCCAAGUAUCCUGAUAAUAUCGUACCGUGGGGUCACUAGUGAUUCCCAUCCCUACACCAUACCCCCAAUCAUUUACUGACUGUGGACUGAAAUAUGAAAUUAUAAAACAUAUUUUCAGUCGUUUUCUUUGAUUCUAAUUUUUCAUGUCUGUUUUUUGUAGUUCUUUGGUAUCAGGUCCCUCAUCUCUAACAGUCAGGGUUAAUGGAUGCUGUUAAAACCGCCACAUAGAUGUAAAUGAGCACAGACCACAGGUGAAGUUACUCGAACCCACGGUGAGGGCUGAAAGGUGAUGGUGUUAGCUCUGCUAAUGGUAGCUACACUCUGAUGAAUGUGUGGGAGUAAAGGUGCUUCAUUCUGAGGGGUUUUAUCACUUUAUCUGAGUCAGUUAAAUUUCUAUUAUAAUGAUUAGGAAAUGAUCAGGGAUAGAUCAAUUAAUCAGCAUUCCUUCAAUUAUCUGGAUUGUUUUUCUGAUUGGCUGGAUGUCACAAGGAUCUAACGGGUGACCUGUAGAAGACGUCUGACGAGGGCUGGGCGAUAAAACGCAAAUUUACUGGUGAGCAGCUUGUGGAGUAGUUAUCAUCCAUAUAUGGUUAUCAAGGUGAACUGAUUAAUAUAUCGAGAUAUUGAUUUGAGGCCAUAUCGCCCAGCCCUAUGUCUGAUCUGUAUUUUUGUUGGAGUUUAGCUGAAUUUAGACCACAAAAAUAUCACGAUUAAUGUUCACUGCUAACAAACACCAACAUGUUAGUUAAUCUGCUUGUUUUUUGUUCUUUCAUCGACUCGAACCUUCACCGCUGCAGCGUCAGGUCAGGAAAAAACGCCUUUUCUUCUGUGUAAAUAAGACGGUUUGUUUCUGUUUGGUUUGAACAGAUCCUCUCUCACCUUUCAGUAAAUUAUUGAUCACUUUCUGUCGGCCUUGAACAGAUACCAUCCUGUCGGAUCAAUUUAACCUGUUUUAUAAAUCUGUAAAAAUCAGGAGAUGAACUUUUCCUUCUCGUCUUUUUUUCCGGGGUGGGUUUUGUCUGGUUGAACGUCCCGCUGUGAGAGGAGUUGUCUGAGAAAAUGAAGCUGUGGAAACUCCUAAAGCUCGUCUUUACUUACAGAGCAGAAACAGCCCUCCCUGCGCGCUCUGCUUAUUGAGCUCCUCUACAAAACAGAAAUGAGUGUUGAUAAAUCAUUUUCUCCGCCGCAGCAGGCGGCAGGUUAGCGGCACGCUGUGAGUGAUGAGAGAAGAAAGAGCAGAUUUGGUGGUUAAAAAGUCUGCGCUGGAACUUAUGAAACUUCUUUAUUUUUUUUCCUUUUUGCACAGCCAGCAAGAAAACCUAAUCCAAAGACGUGUUUUUGCUUUUCUUUUCUUUCACCCUGUGGUUCCUCAUCCAAUCCAAAGAAGUGCUGCGUUUUCAAAUCCCCUCUUCUUCUUCUUCUUCUUCGUCUUCGUCUUUGCUCGUUUACUCUCUGUCCUAAAUAUCUCUCCGUUAUUCACUUUGUGUGAACUUUGCCUCACAAAAGCGGCUGAUAUCUCUGAAUUCCUGAAUAAAACGUCUUUUGUGGCGUCUCUCAGCCUCAGAAAAUUCAACAAACCGGCGAGAAUUAAAAGCGCUCGGUAAUAAAAUAAGAACCGCUUUGAGGUCAAUUGUUUCCUGACGCAGCCAUGACCCCCCGGAUUAGAGGCUCCGCAUCAUAUGGUCAUACUGUCAUUAUGAUUGUACACGGCGGUGAUUGAAGUGAAAACCUGGGUAUUGUGGGUUAAAAUGAUUAUGGAUUAACAUGACAGCGUGGUUUUUUCUUCCUCGCCGUAAAGCCAGCGCCGCUCCAGCGAAGCAAAGCAAAGGAGCUUAGAGCUUUUAGAGCCCGGAGUUCAGGUCUGCGGCGGCGGCGGCGGCGGCUGCAUCUGUUGUUACAGUCGGACAACACACACACACACACACUCUGACACAUGCUGGAGGGUCGUAAAGUGUGUGGUUGUGAGAGAGAGAGAGAGAGAGAGAGAGAGAGAGAGAGAGAGAGAGAGAGAGAGGAGGAGGUGAUGCAGUAUGAAGGAAAGCUUUUCACAGAGGACAAUUCCUCUGGAGUCACAACAGGUGUGUGUGUGUGUGUGUGUGUGUGUGUGUGUGUGUGUGUGUGUGUGUGUGUGGAAUUAUGAGCCGUGCACUAACAGGAGGAGGGGGGGUGGAGGGCUUAUGAAGGGUCCCCUCUGCCCCACCUGUAGCCUGUCAGCUGUUGUAAGCCUGUUAAAACGUCAGCUGUUUCUGAGGAGAAGUGUGUGUGUGUGUGUGUGUGUGUGUGUGUGUGUGUGUGUGUGUGUGUGUGUGUGUGUGUGUGUGUGUGUGUCAAUGUCAGGGAGCUCAUGGAGGUUUGUGGGGAGGGGGAACAAACAGGGAGUGGAAGGGGGGGAGGGGUUCCUGGCGUGGUGUGGCUCUCGCCGCCCCGUUGCACAUCAAACGCCUCGUCGCCUUCGGGGAUUUGUUUGUGCACAACAGAGCGCCUCGUGCCUGCGCCGAGCGCCAUGGCGGUCUGGUCCUCUUGGCUGCACAUGUCGCCUGAAACUGGCUGCUUUGUUCCUGGAAGUUUGGAUGCCCGAAUAAAAACCAGAGUUAUGAGUAAAAAAGUCGACCAUGAUCUGAAUCUGUGCGAACAUCUGAGCUCUGAUUUCUAGACGAGUGAUUCUUCAUUUUAGAACCGGAGUCUGACAUUUAAAGGUUUAAAAAGUCUCUCCUGAUCCGUUUGCUCCUCCCUCCUCAGACGAGCGUCGACCACGAGUGCGAUGCUGAGAUUUGUCCAGAACAGUCCGCAGGAGUUCAUUAACUUUGGUUUACAAGGGGAUCCAGGGGGGACGAGGCGAGACCACACUGGUCUCUGUGGGUCUGUCAAGCGGCGCAGACGGCGUAGAGAGGAAGCAGAAAAGGGAAACGGCUCUUCAAACCGCCACCACUGUACCGGGUUAAUUAUCGGUGUUAAUUAUUCAGAGUUAACAGCAGCAGCAGCUCACUUCCUGUUUUUGUUUCUUCUGUCUUAUCAUCAUAAAAGCACUCCUACUUUAUAAUACAGAAGGGCUUUUAUUUUGAAGGUCUGACAGGAGUUCUAGGUGUUCGAUUAAAGUCAGAAAAUAACUGAUUAAAGUUUCUGAAACUUCUGAAAACUCCGAACCAGCUGGACAUCUUGUUAACUUCAGCAGACUGUGACUCACUUAGGGUCUGGUCCGAGUCUUUGAAGUGGUCUUUGUGUUUCCAGCUGUCUGGAUCUGAACUUUGUUUUGUCUCCUGUCACAGACCAGACUGUUUAUGAUCACUUCGUUUACUGUCCUGCUUCCUCGGCUUUAAAUCAGCUGCUGUUACCUUUCAACUCGACGACCAGAGAGAGCAGAGAGGAACGGGACGGAUCGAAUCAUCGGUUCAUUACCUGAAAAUACUGAGAGACACAGAGAGAGAGACAGAGUGUUUGUGAGAUGGUGACAAAAACUGGAUCUAAACUCAGUAUUUCUUUGUCUGGAUGGACGCAGAUGUUGCUCCUAAACCUGUAGAUGUUAUUCAGCAUUAUAUCUAAAACUGAGGAUGCAGCAUCUAUGAUUUCCAGUUCUUCGUUGAAAGAACAAGCUGUGGUUGUUUUAAAGUGCUCUACAAAUAAAGUUGAGUUGAGUUGAGUUGGAUGGACGCAGAUGUUGCUCCUAAACCUGUAGAUGUUAUUCAGCAUUAUGUCUAAAACUGAGGAUGCAGCAUCUAUUAUUUCCAGUUCUUCGUUGCCUUAGGCGAAAUGUCCCAAGUCAGUCCAGUUGUCAGAUUUUGAUUCAUCAGACCUCAGAUCAGUUCACAGACAGGUGAUAUUAACCCCAUGCGGUGACUCCAACUCCAGAGUCCUGAUGCUCCUAAACCUGCAGGUCUAGUUCAGCAUCAAUGGAGCCUUCACAGAUGAGGAAGAUCCCCCUGACAUGGACUCUGAUGAUCCUCAGACCAUCUGGGAUGCUGAGAUCAUAAUAAUCCCUAUUCUCAUUUUAUCGACCCCUCAGGUUUUGGCGUCUCAUGGCGUCCUCAUGGCGUCCCUGUGGUCCUGUUGAAUAACGCGACUGUACUCCAAAGAUGAGGGUCCAAACGAUAGUUUCUGGUCGGGCUUUGGGGACUGUGAGCUGAUGCACCGAUCCACAUUUUUUCACAUCUGAUCCGAUCUUGAUUUCUGAAUUUGGAUAUCUGCCGAUACCGAUACUUUUCCGACACCAGAGCUCUGUCAGCUUUACCAUCAUUAUCAUCAUUGUUGUUAGUUUUAUAUGAGGCUGUCAGAAACUUCUCUCUACAGGCAGAUUCAUGUACGUACGAUUUCAUGAACGGAGGCGUUUUUCAUCUCUGUGUCUCAUCGAGACACGCCUUCGUUCAGGAAAUCCAUUUCGCAGUUUGCAGCCCGCUAACAGACUGACCCGCAAGAAUCACUUGGACAGUCAUAGAAGACAAAGUUAAAGCAAAGACAUGACUUGUGGAUUGGAAUGCAUGAAUUUCAUCGGUAUCAGAACCCGAUACAGAUACUGGAUCGGAUCGGCCUCAUCCUCCUGGAAACCUUUACCUGCUGAAACAGGAAAGAAGAAAAACUUUAAAAGCAGGAUUUAAAAAAACACAAAAGCAGCUGGACGUGUUCUGAAAAUGCAGAUGGCGGUUUUUGUUCUUGAAAAAUUGGGUUAAAAGUUUAUUUUGCGCCUGUUUGAGUGUCUGCAGCAGGACGACCUCUUAAUUAAAAUCCAGAUUGAUUUGACGGUCAUGAGUCUGAAUCAGAUGAAGCGCUCCGUUAUUAAAAAGAGACGGUUUGAUUCCUGGUCCCUGACAUCCAGUCAGAUCCCGACAAAGUGAGCGCGUCUCUGGGCUGCGUGUCCCGUGUUUGUAGUCCUGGUCUCCAGUCCGCCUGCAGAGCCUGUUUACUCUCAGAGAAAUUAGAGUUGAUGUUGGCUCGGCUCUGAUUUUUCCAACAGCACUUCAAACAAGAAUUUAAAAAAGACUUUUUUCCUCCGCUCCUCAAAAACUUCCUGAUCCAAACAACUCUUUGAAAUUUAACAUCCAUGAAUCUUUAAUUCGGGACGUCUGCUCUCAUUUUUCUGGGCGUGAGCUGAGAGUCUCUGCGCGGGCGUGGGAGUCACAGGUGCUGAGUGAUUUAUAGCUUUAAUUUACUUGAUAGAUUAAAAUAUGAUACAGCAACAAGCGCGGAGCGUUAAUUAGGAAAACAGCGAGGGAUUGUUUCUCUUGAGUCGGCUGGCAGGGGGACAGAAAAAGCUUACUACCACACUUACGGCUUAAAAGAGACGUGUUUUCACUUCAUUCAAGGACUAAUCUGUGAGAAAUCGUCAUUUUACGUUUAAAAAGCUCAAACUUUUGCACAGACGAACACAGAAAGAGCUGAAUCAGUGCAGCUUCGCCCCGAUACUUGGUCGCUGAGAGCGCUCAGAGCUGCAGAGACCGGGUUUCGGAGGACGGGGUGGCGUUGGAGCCUUUGUGGUAGCAGCUGAGUCGAAGGGAACAGGUUGCUGCGUCUGUUAGGGCUCGUCUCGCUGCUCUUGACCUUUAACCUUUCGCCGUGACAGCUCCUGGGGCUGGCAGAUAGCAGAGUCCCUCCUGAUAGGGAGAGGCAGGGCGGGUUAGAUGAGACGCAGGCCAGAGCUGUUGUGUAAAACAUCAUAAAAUCACUCUCUGGACGUUUGUUGGAGCGCUUCAGCUGACAUCAGAUGUCCCUUUUUUUAACCAAAGGCAUAUUUCCGAGGAUUUGAGACGUGCUGAUUCCUAAAAAAAAUCAUCCCUCUGACAUAAUCUGAGCUCUUCCAACAACUGACAUGAGGGGAAAUGAGUUUUCGAUGAGCCCGCUCUGAGAACAUCUGCAGACUUUUGAGGAAAUAUGCGUUUGUGUAAUCAGAGAAAAAUCUGUAAAAAAAAAAGAGGAGCUUCCUGUUUCCAUCCUGACUGUGACGCUGGAGGAACAUUAACAACAUUUAGACUUCAUCAGGUGAGAAACAAACGAGGACGAGGAAACAACUCCAUUAAAAUUCAUCUUCAACCUCAGAGGAGCUGAAACAAUCGGAGGAUCGUCUCCGGGUUCGAGUUUAAUGGUCUUCAGGUUUGACAGUUGAAUAAUUGGCUCAGGUAACUUAUUUUAAAGAACUCGUUAUUGCCUCUAAAAUCUCAGUUUUCAACAGCUCAACAGCGCCAUCUUCAGAGUAAAAUACCGUAAGAAAUACAAAAGUAGCUCUUCCUGCACUCUCAGCUGCAUUUUUGUGGCUCCAUGAAACUAUUUCGAUGAUCUUAGAGUUUGAGGAUCACCACAGAGGAGUGACUGAAACUGAACCUGAGGAGUUAUCUGCAGCGAUUUUCUUCACGUGAAACAGCGUCAUCCUUUAAAAACACGUUCAAAGAACCUUGAAUUUUGCAGAAUAAGCACUUUAAAGUUGUCUCCUUUUUCUAAGUCGUGGAUUUAGACCAUAAUAAUGAAGCAGUUUAGGGCCGCCACCCACCAACGAUUAAUCUGAUAAUCGACACGACUACGAUUAUUUUUGGGAUUAAUCGACUAAUCGGAUCGUAUAUUUUUGAUUUUUGCAUUAGUGUUUUUUAUCUCAAUGGGACCAUCCUGGUUAAAUAAAGGUUAAAAAUAUUUGUAUAUAUAUAUAUGUAUAUAUAUAUAUCAGAUUAUUGCACCAGAAUGCAGCUGCUGUUUUAGCAGCAUUAAAUAACCUCCGUGGUGAAUCUCUUUAUUUCUAAUAUUGGUUUAAAAUCUGUAUUAAAAUGCAGAAUAAUGGAGUUUUUAAACAUGCAGGUCAGAGUGAGAUUAAUGAUGAUGAAUUUAUACUCAGAAGAAUAUGUGCUUUGACAGCAAAUACUCCACAGAACUAAAUAAAUACUGUUUGUGUAGGUGGUCGUUCAUUCACAGAGAGAUGCAGAAAAACCUGUUUAUAUCAGUCAGUGAUGGAGCUGAUAUCAGUGGAAGUCAAUGGGUGUAAACCAGUUUGAUCCAUCAAGACUCUCUGGUUCUGAGAUUUGACCCGUAAUCUCGUCACACACUGAUCCACGUCUGCUAAAACAACAUGUCGGUGUUUUUUCUUCGCCUUUGUUUCCUGCUGCGACUUUUAUUUGAAAUGUGACAAAAACACCAAGAAUUCCUCAAUAAUGUAGGUCACACACUCCAGAGAGAAGAGCUCACAGCAGAGCCGCACCAGACGAGAGCUCUGUCCUCGUCCUCGCCGUGGUUUUUUUAAUAUCGCCCGUCCUCAGGAGAGAGAGGCACAUUUGCAUAAUCAGGGUAUUCACUGUCAAAGCCUUGAAAGCGUAUCAUGUUUAUUCACAAACCUAUUAGUCACUUGGUACAAAGACAAAACAGCAAAUAAUCUCCUCUUCAACAAACCUCUCCAGCUCCUCUUUGUGGCGGCACAUCACUCAGGUGGCGCACCUUUUUUAGACGCCACAAAAACACGUACAGAUCUGUGCGUCCUUCCUCUAACUCUUCCGGAGUAUUUGCAGCUACACGGACGUGUGUUUAUGGCUGUGAGAGCUGGAGCUUAUGCGCUUUGUGUUUCCUUUCAACAUAAAUACACUUGCCCGCGGGCGAAGUAGCUUCUUCCUCUCGCUGCUCUGUUAAAGAAGAGAGAGAGAGAGAGAAUAGAUCUUUGUGCCUCCCCCACCUCUCCUCAGAGCCGGAUCCCCCCCACAUGCAGCCAGAACCACACAGUCUUGGCCGGCUCUCCUGUUUGUCUCAGGAGGAGCGGAGGUAGGCUCAUAGAUCCCCGUUUCAGGCUCCGGGCCAGAACCCUGUGUUCAACAUGGAGGGUCCCCAGGCAGCGCCAAUGUGUGUGGAGUAAGUAAGCGGGGAGAAACCUUGGAAAGAGGCAGCAGAGGAGAGAUUUGGAGACGACAUUAUCCUCCAAAAAUAAUGUGUAGAUAUUCGCUCUCAGUGAACACAGACUGUAUGAUCGGGUCUGAGCGUGCGGCGCGGUCUCUGAAGUCACAUCUGAGUCGACUGAAAACUUUGUUGGUUCCCAUCAUUAAUAUUUCAGACGUUACAGUGUGUCGAGAUGAUUCCUCCUCUGUUUUCUGAAUUUGAACCCAAAAAUCGGUCAGAAUCUACGGCGGCGAAGCAACAAGCGCUUCUUUCAAACAAGAUUUCCACCUGAUAUUACUGAGCUGUGGAUUCAGACUGUAUCUGUACUAUCCCUGGUUUAAACAAGAAAUCACUCUCUCGCCUCCAACUAGUUCAGAAUGCAGCAGCUAGACUUUUAACUGGUUUUAGUCGACGGCAUCACAUCACCCCAAUUUUAGCCUCCCUUCACUGGCUUCCUGUCAGCUUUAGAAUUGAUUUUAAGAUUUUAUUGAUUACUUUUAAAGCGCUCAAAGGACUUACUCCGAGCUACAUUUCAGAGCUUUUAAUAUCUUAUGAGCCAACUCGCAGCCUCAGAUCCUCAGGCGAAGGCCUCCUGGUCGUUCCAAAGUCGAGGCUCAAGACUAAAGGUGAUAGAGCUUUCUCCAUCAGAGCUCCUCGACUUUGGAACGACCUGCCAGAGGAGAUAAGGCGUGCAGAGACAGUCGCUUCUUUUAAGUCAAUUUUAAAAACUCACUUUUACAGACUUGCCUUUAUGUGAUGCCAUCUUUCAUCUUUUAUUGCCUUUUACCGUUUUUAUUUUUCUCCUUUUUCUUUUACCUCUUUCACCUCUUUCUUAUUUAGACUUACUGCCUUUUUAGCCUUUGUUUUACCUAUAAUCUUUUUAUUGAUUUUAAUGUUUUCAUUUUCCUUUAUUUUAUAUAUAUAUUUAAUUCCACUUUAUCAUUUAUAUUACCAACAUUUUAUUUUAUUAUGAUUUUAUUAUUAUUAUUAAUAUCCUCUUUUAUACUUACUAGCCUGUUUUCUUCCCUCCUUUUCUAUUUCUUUUUUUUGCUUUUAUUUUGGUCCUCAUGGUCCCAUUUAUUUUGUAGGGUUCUUGUAUUGCCUGGGUUUCUUUCUUACGAAAAGUGAAACAGGCCUACAAUUCAGAGGCCUGUUUUUAACUGAGCUUUUGUUUUUAUGUGUUUUUAUUUUCAAUGUGCUGAUGCUCUGUGCUCACAAAUGUUGUCUAAGCACUUUGUAAACUUCUGUUUUUAAAGGUGCUAUAUAAAUAAAAUUAUUAUUAUUAUUGUUAUUAUUAUCAGACGACCUUCAUGUGACCCCGUAUAUGUGGGUUAGACAGGGUCAGUUUUAAAACUACAGCUGUACUCUACAAUUAUCCAAAAUAUCAGAGGUCCUGAUGCUAAUAGUAUGAAGAGGGUUCGAGUCAAAAUACCGGAAACAUCCUGAACGGGACAAAAUACAAGAAUAUUAAAAAUUCACACUAACACUUUACUUCACUCCUAUCUCUAUAACGCAUUAUAAAUAUGUGUUAUAAUCAUGUUAUAGUGCUGUAUAAGUUUAGUUAUAAACACUCAUAAAUGAUCAUAAUGCUUCAUAGUCAUAAUUAUAAUUAUAACACAUUAUAAAUAUGUGUUAUAAUCAUGUUAUAGUGCUGUAUAAGUUUAGUUAUAAACACUCAUAAAUGAUCAUAAUGCUUCAUAGUCAUAAUUAUAACAUGAUAAUAUGACUGACAAAGUCAUAGUGGUUUAUAACUGUUAACAACUCACUGAUACUGCCUCAUACACAGAUCUAUGAUGUGUUAUAAUGUGUUUAUAAACGUGUAUAACUAUCAUUAUUAACACUCAUUAAUGAUCAUAAGGCUUUAUAACUAUAAACAGAACACAUUAUAACACCUGACCUUAUCAGUCAUCAUUAAAUAUCACCAUGACCACCACCUCUGAAGCUGUUCCUACAGUCUGCUGGACACGCUGGUGAUUAUAGGGAGCGCACCCAGACCUGACCAAUCAGACGGAGCGAACAAACCCCGCACCACACAAACGGACGCGCUCAACAAGCGCAGAUGACUACACGCUGACUCAGAGAGACACAGCAGACAUCUGCUCUCUCUCUCUCUCUCUCUCUCUCUCUCUCUCUCUCUCUCUCUCUCUCUCUCUGGUCGAGCGGCAGAGCAACAUUUCUACCAGUCGACACUUUUAUACGUCACACGGUUUAGACCGUCAUACCGCCGAACACGAGGGCCUGUGCACACUCACGAUCACUCCGGCCUCCCUCUCUUCCUGUUUUAAUCCGUCCCUCUGCUUUUCAGACGCUCUCUCUCUCUCUCUCUCUCUCUCUCUCUCUCUCUCUCUCCAUCUGUGAUAGUUCUUACUUCCUGUUGAAGAUCCUGCAGUGUUUCUCCAUGUUUUCACUCACUGAACUGAUGAAGUUUCACUCCGAUCUUUCUGACUCAGAUUCCUCCUGCGGUUUAAACUCGGGUCUAAAUCUGUUUUGUGGUCGUUUCCUUGUGUUUGUGGUUGAAUUAAUCACAUCCUCUGCGCGGUGAUGUUGGGAUUGUUGUGUUUAGAAAGUGUGUAUAUUUUUCCCCUCAGUGGGCAGAUCUCCUGAUAGACGAGGAGGAGGAGGAGGAGGAGGGUUGGUGUUUUUCCCGCUCUCCUCACAUUUAUCCUUAUAAAGUUGCUGCUUCAGGAGCGGGUCGCUCUCUGGAAUUUCUGCCCCAUGUUUAACCCGUUGGGCUCCGGGCACCCUCGCAUACAUUCACUGUGUUGUGUGGAAACUCAAUGACACAACUGUUCAGCAGACUCCUGGCCUCCCAUUUCCCACACCCUCCGGCCCCCUCGGAGAUUUCAGUGUCAGGACGGGUCACGGAGGCUGAGAGUCGUUCCUUGGGAAGCGGACUCGCCGUCGUACUCGCUCGCAGAUCUCUCCUUUUACAGUCCUCGGCGAACUGGAUCUACGGCGGUUUGAUGCACACAGCUUCGGACACGGCGUCAGAUCGUAGCCGUCAGCGGCGGGCCCCGUCAGAGCGAGCGAGCGAGCGAGCGGGGGGAGGGAGCAGCCGGAGGAGUCUGACAGCAGAGGAGUCAUUUUAGAAUCGAAGGAAGGGAGGGAGUUCUGGACGAGUGGCACGAGACAUUACCGGUGUGUUGAACUCUCCGACAGCUGAGCAUGCCACUGUACGUGAGUGUGUGUGUGAGCGUGUGUGUGUGUGUGUGUGUGUGUGUGUGUGUGUGUGUGUGAGGGAUCCAGUGGAACAAAAGGUAUGUAAGCAGCUGCAGACCCAAAUGGAGGAAUGACGGCUGAACACACCGUCCUGUUUUUUUUUUUCUAGCUCCAGUUUCUUACAGUGAAGACGAACUUCGUGAAAUUCACACGAACGUCAUUAAAGACGUUAUUUCUCUGAACUUCAGUCUUAAUUAUCAGAGUUUUAGGAGGUUUAAGGUGAAGAUUUUCAAAACUCAGUUUUAUCAAAAUUGAGAAAGUCUGACGUCAUUUUGCUCAACGCAAACGUCGCCAUUAUUGAAAUUAACGUGCGUGAAACAAAGCGCUCGGCUGCUCUUUACUUUUAGAUUUAAUUACCCGUUUAUAACGAAGCCUAGCUUCAUUUGAUUAAUAUUAAUAUCAGUGUUUCCCCUAGAACUGUGUGUGUGUUUCUUUUGCCGCUGUUACAUUCACGUUACGUUACCCGCGCUACUCGCCAUACAGGCCGUGUAUAAGAUUACACGUUACCCUUCACGUUAGUGGAAGAGGGUUCGACAGGAUUUGAUGCGCUCCCUGAUGACUCACAACAGGUCAGAAACAACGUCGUGUGUUGUUGUGUUGUUGUGCUCACACAGUGAAUCAUUAGUGGCGCAUUGAUAUUGAUGAUCAUGUGUAGUUUCAGUAGUGGCGCCGCUGCUGACUGAAUGUCGGGGAAACUGCUGAUGAGUGCGAGGUCGAACUACGUGAGAUAAAAACUGUUAUUUUUAGGUUGGCGGCUUUUAUUCAACUGUGCGCCACGAUCAAUUGCACGUAGGAGAAACCGUGAUUAUCGUAACAUCGCACAAUUCUACGAACAAACGCCGCUCUGAAGUGAAGGCCGGAUACAGAUCAGGAAACUUCUUUUCGAACCGUCAAAUCAAAUCAAACUUAAUUUAUAAAGAACUUUUCCUACAAAAGAAUUUAACGUAAAGUGUUUUAGAGUCAAUUCUGAGUGUUCAUGUAAACUCACAGCGGUGAAUUUAAUCCACGAUGCUGCUCAGAGAUUCCUCGACUUUGGCGGCAGAUUUGAAAAAAUCGGAGAAGAAACUCAUGUAAAGAUUUGACGUGUUUUUGAUGUUUGUGUUUUUAUAAACGUGUGAUAUUAAAGUCAAAGUCGGUUCAGUUGUCUUCGCCAUGAAACUGUUUCUCCUCCUUUAAAGAGCCGAACAACAAGCCCCUCACUCACUCACUCGCUCACUCGCUCGCUCGCUCGCUCGCUCGCUCGCUCACUCACUCACUCACUCGCUCGCUCGCUCACUCACUCACUCACUCACUCACUCACUCGCUCGCUCGCUCACUGGUCAUGGCGGACACUGAUGAAUUGGUGGCAGUUGCUGAAGGCAUAUUAGGGCAAAGGGUGAGCGGGGAGGGGUUUAGGGGGGAGAUGAGUGAGUUUGAAGGGAGGCGGGGGAGGCGGGGGGGGGGGGGGGGUAACGAGAAGCAACAGGAGAGGAAGGAGGGAGGGAGGGGGGGGGUAUUGGUGGUAGGGGCUGGGGGUGUCGGUGAGAGGGGUAAUUUGGGGCGUCCGGAGCGCGGCGUUCCUGCAGCAGUUGUCAGUGGAGCGUUGGAUGGCACAUGAGCUGUUCCUCCUCAGGACUGGACCUCCUGGCUGUUCUCUCACUCGGACUAACUCCCUCCUAAAACCGUCCUCCGUCAAGAGUCAAGACUCGGCUUUUUACUCCGCGUGUGUCACGGCUUUCAGAACGCCUGUAAUCUUUGACGGUAAGAGCGACAAACGGCGUUUCUCCGGCUCUGAAAGCGUGUGUGUGUGUGUGUGUGUGUGUGUGUGUGUGUGUUUCCUUUGGUGUAAUUGGUUUGAGUCGACGUGAACGCCGCUUCACUUAAAACCGUAAUUACUUCUUGAGAAAAUGUCAUUCUUGAUGGCUGUUUUUAAGCGUCCCCAUUACUUGAACUCACAUUUUCAGCGUUCACGUUUGAUUUCAGACGCCGUUUCCAAAAAGCCUCUAAUCUAGUCCGGGAAGUCCACGGUUCGGGGUGCACUCUUGGCGCCUCUGUGGACUUUACAAGGUAGAUAGCGUGGAGUGCGAGGUGACUUGCUGUGUGUGGCCUGUUCUCCAUCACCAGCCGCCGAGCUGACACCUUCCUUCCCCAGCUCCGAAAUCUGCUGAGAGAGGACAGAAAACAGAGGGAGGGGGGCCGCCGCCGCCGCCGCCGCCAUGGGGGGAGGGAGAUUUAUGGGCGAUAGCUUGUGUUGUCAUGCAGCUCGUAACGUCACACCUGUUCCUUUUCUUUCCUGAACUGAAGGCUCACGCUGCUGUUAAUGCGUGGAGCGCGUGUGUGUGCGCCCUUGACACCUGUUUAAACCGUGUGCUAAAGCAGGAAAACACUCACAUUUAAGGCUUUGAUGCUUUCCUUUCAUCGUCUCGUUUGCGCUCUUCUUUCAUAUCUUGUUUUUCAAAGCGUCGUCAGUCAAAGAGAGACGGUAAAAAGCAGAAAGUUGAUUAUUCUCACCAGCUAAGAGGUUGUCUGUUCGACCUAAAAAGUGACAUUGGUUAACAGGACCGUGUGUUUUAUCAGUUUAAUUUCCAGGCUUUGUUUUUAAGCUGCGUCAUCGUGUAUAAACCAAUUUAUGAGCAACAGCAUGACAGCAGUACAUGACUCCUCAGAGUUAUUUUGGUUUGAAUAGGAAGCCGAAUGAUCUGCAGGGGUCUCCUCUUCACAAAAACAAACAAACCCAGGGAUCAGUACAUAUAAAUGUGCCAAAUAAACUGGUUUAAUUGAAGAAUCAGCAUUUUCCUAAAGCAGUUUGGUGCAAACAGGACUUCAGCAGGGGCUGUCAGCUGCUGUAAACAUGUUCUAAAGUGUUCGGCAUGCUUUAUAGGUCAGGAUUCAUGAAUGCUCACAGUUCCCAAGUCUGGUGGCCCAGAUGACCCACAAUGGUGUCUUUGGUUUUUACCAUUUGUUAAUAAAAGUCUGUUGUUUGUCGGGCCAAAGAAGAGGUUUGGAAGUUUAAACAAGAAGCUGAAUUAUCUGCCGAGGUCCUCUCUCAUAAAAAAACAAACAGAUCCAGAGAUAAAAUCCUGAAGUCGAGGGAGAAACUGACUUCAUCUUAAAAAUCAGUGUUUUUACAGUCCAGUUUGGCACACACAGGGCUGGGAGUGGGGCUGUUAGCUGCUGUCAGCUGCUGUUAGCUUGUUUUAAUGUGUUCAUCAUGUUUUUAAGGAUCAACGAGUUUUUAACUUCAGUCUGAUUUUCUGCAGAGGUCUCAGUCUUUCCCUCCGUCUGUCAUUUAUAUGGAUGAAUCACUUGGACCAAAGAAGAGGUCUGAAGAACUACAGGGACCACCUUUUCUCGGGGACAGUUUUUAGUUGGAUUCAGGGAUGCGGAGAACAGCUGUGAUCACAGACUGUGUUGAUUUUGAGUCCAUGCGGUGAUUUCCACUUCAGAGUCCAGUCUGUUUUUAAUGCUCUGAGGAUCAGGACUGUCCGGUCUUGGUUUCAGUCUUUGUCUCUUUAGGACAGAAAUUUCUUAAAAUGAUAUUUUAAGAUCCUAAAAAACUGUUAUAUUUAAGGUGAACGUGUCUUUCUGUUUUGAGUGGCGGGCUGUGAUGGACUGUUUGAUGUCUAACGUGGAGAUCGUCCGCCGUCCUCGCAGACUUUGUCCUGAUGAAACUCCUCGUUGUCAGAGGUGAUGAAAGUUUGAUAAUCCUGUAAGAGGCCGGUGUUUUUGAGAGCGCACUGACCUGCCUCGCUGCCUCGCCUUUCUUUAAACGCUCAGGAGAGCGAGUGCAGAGAGCGGCGGGUCUCUGAGCAGCUGCUCGGCGCUUGUUUUUAAGAGUAUCUUGACAACAGAGCCGCUCUGACUCGAUCUCAUGUGGCCGGACUGAAAGCGAAGUGUUUGCAAUGACCACACAGUGUGGAAACAAGCAGGACGGAGAUGUUUAUUCUUUGUCUGAGGGAAAAUAAACCUGUUUUCUUCAGGGAGAGUUAAUCUGUUGAAAGGAUUGCAGCAUGUGUGCGUGUCUGCGGUGUUUGUUAUUACUGAGCGCCUUCAGCAUUCUUUCAGAGCCCACAUUUCAGAGCUAAUGAUAGAUAAAUCCCCUCAAUAGUUGGAGUUAAAUGCUGAAAAUAGGCAGGUGUUACUGUGCAUGAAAAAACAGCCUCCCACUCACCUGCAGAGACUCAACCUGAUCGUGUUUUUAAUGGACGCUUCUCUGCCUGGCUCUGAUUUGUCUGGUCUUGAUCUGGCCCGACUGGCUCCCGUCUUGGAGGCCUCAUUGAUGAGAAACGUGUUCGACUGGUGAUGCCAAACUUCGGUACACAUGCUGGCGGCGGCGUGCACGCCCUCUGUCCCCGAGUGUCACGUUGAUGUCAUCAUUGUUUUGUCUGGAGGGCAUUUUUGUCGGUGGCAGAGCUUUUGUUGUCGCCCCGCUAAGAAUGAAGAGGAGGGAGGAAACCUGUAAACAGAGUGAGAAGAGCUCUCUGUAGAUAGAGGUGCAUACCAGAGGUGGACCGGAGGAGUCUGCGCUGAUUGAAGAGAUUAUUAAAGAUCGCAUCUGGAGGAGCAACAAGGGCGGGACUAAUCUGCAGCUCUCCGUGAAGAAUGACUUCUUUAAUUACAGAUAUUAUUAGAGUAACUGUUCAGAUUGUGGUCAUUAAUCAAUCCUGCUGAUUAGAUCACACUCGGGUCUUAUUGGAAAACAUAACAGAGAUGACAUUUUGAGUUAAUUAACCGAUCAGUUCAUGCCUUCAUUACCUGUGAGCAGUUAUAGUUUUAAUUUAUGGAGCAUCAUUUUGUUUGUUUCUGUCCUCCAGUGACGGACAGAUGAUGAUAUUUUAUAUUUUCAGCUUUUGGCUCAAAAAUGUCCUGGAAGUAAAUUUUUGAUAAACAGUUAAACUAAAAAAGUUCUGAGGUAAAUCUAUCAACCUCUGGUCUCUCAGAUUAUUAGUAAGGCUGUUCUAUCAUACUUCGUACUUAAUCACAAUUAAUCAAUUUUAAUCGCAUGUUUUAAAUUCUGAACUGAACUGUCUGUAAAAAUGUAAAGAAAUUCAGACCAGGGCCUCGAUUAAUCACACAGAUUAAAGAUCAUCUUUAACAAACAUUUGAAAUUGUUUCCUAAAAGGUUUUUCGACCAUUUGAUAUAUGAUACUUAAGUAGGGCCGUCAAACUGUUAAAAAAAAUAAUAAUAAUACGAUUAAUCGCCAGGUAUCGAUUAAUCGCGAUUAAUCCAUUUUUAAUCGCAUGUUUAAAAUUCUGUAUUUCACUGGACUGAACUGUCUGUAACAUCAAUGUAAAAAAAUUAAAACCAGCGUCUUGAUUUAUCACACAAAUUAAAAAAACACCUACAACAAAUAAUUAAAAUAGUUUCUUAAAAGUUUUUAGACUAUUUGAUCUGUGAUUCUUAAAAUAAGGCUGUCAAACUGUUAAAAAAUUUAAAAAUCAUGAUUAAUCGUCAGGUAUCAUUUAAUCGUGAUUAAUCUCAUUUUUGAAAAUUCGAUGAUUUUACAUUUUAAAAAAGUUUCUCUGUCUGUUUUUUAAGCAUUUAGGGAAGUUUUACCAGCGUCUCGAUUCAGGACUCUCAUGAACGAAAUUAAUUUAAACAAAAUUUUUGUGUUUUUUUGGAUAAUUUAUUUAAAUUAAUUCUUUUACAGAGAUGUGAUCUGAUACCACGACAAAGGGAAAAGGAGACAACGUCAAAGACCUAACUGUGUCAAACAUCAUUAUUAUUAUUAUUAUUUUUUAAAUCUUAUUUUCAGGGUUUUUUCUGCUUUUAUUGAGAGGAUAAAUCAGCGAACAGGAAACAGGGAGAGAAAUCGAACCUGGGCUGUUUUGGUGAGGCGUUCUCUCAGUUGAUGUUUCCUCAUCAAACCUUUCAGGACUAAUUCUUCGACCAAACACCUCUUAGAAAUCAAACCCUGUAUUUUUUUAGUUGAUAAAUCUAUUUUAAGUGUUUCUCCAUCAUCCGUUCCUCGCACCAAAUCUCAAACACACUCACUUUACAGAUAAAUAGAGCUGUCAGCUGUAAUUAAAAUUAAAUGUAAUAACUUAAACCCUGAACAUGAGGAAAUCAAAACAUCUGUUAUAUUCAUAAAAAGUGAGAAACCAGAGCAACAAUUUUAAGCAACCCCGAAAGUUUAAGUAAACGUAAAUUAAAAAAAAUUUCAGAAAAAUCUGUUCAAACUUUGCAAAGAGGAAGAUUUAAUAUUUCUACACCUUUGGAUCUUGUUUCAUAUUUUUGCAUUUUCUCUUCAUCCGAGUGUAAAGAGCAUUUUUAAAGUUUAUUCCACGCCUCCCUCCUCAUUUUAACGCCAUUAUUUACUCUCUGGGGUUCGUUAGCGUGUUGUUAGCAUGCAUCGCUCCUUAAAGUCGGUUGCAAACUUGCUGCAGCUGCAUCACUCAGGUCUAUAAAUAUCCUGUUCACGGAGCUGUGAGCUCGCUGGAUAUGAGGAGAGUCUGAUAAAUACCAGAGGUUGGACUUCGCUCCUCCUCCUUUACAAACCCUCUUGAGGAAAUCUAACAGCUCGUAUCAGUUAUCAGAAAUCACCGCAGCUGUCUCCGUAUCUGCCGACGACUCCAGGGCUUCAGGUUUCAGGAGGUGGGAGGACCUGCAGGGGUCGUGACCUCUGCUGCUGCAGCCUGCAGAAUGACUGAUCAGUGCCUGAGUAUGAAGUCUGAGCGGAUCAAUACUCCACCAAUAUUCAUUCAUCAAUCAGCGGUGACUUGAAGCGGGCCGACGUGAUGACAGACGAGGCUGUCAGGUGAUCGAAUCAAUCACAGCAGGUUCGGUUUGUGACGGUCUGAGACGGUUUAGAGCGAAGAGUCGAGGGUCUUUGUUCGUUAACUCCUGUGCAGAGACAGUGUGAGCGUCCGUCUGUCUGCAGACGUUAUAAAUGUGUCUUCAUCAGAGGCUAAAAGGAGAGGUGGAGGUGGUGUAGCUGUGAUGGAGGGCGGAGCAAAGACACACAGGAAGACGCUCAGCUUCACCUGUGAGUGAGGAUGAGACGGAGAGGCUGAAGAGCGGCGUCUAAACAGACGACGACAUGUUUUCGUUUAAAGUGUCUCACCGUCUGUUUUUAAAGCUCCACCUUCUGCAGACAGACCGAGUUUAAACGGAUCGAUAAACGAGUCUCUGAAUAAAUCAUCACCUGUGCAGGUGAAGAGAUCAGAGGAGAUGAUCACAGGUUUAUUUCCUCUGUUUGAUAAAAUCACAGACUGACUCUUUAGACAGUUUCAGGCUGCGAUGGUUCGAUACUCCUAAGAGAGCUGCUGUCACGCUGUCACCUCUGCACACGUGCACGCGUGUUAGAAUGACAGUUGGUCUAUUUAUGUGGGUUGCCAUGGUAACUUCGAGUGAACGCAGCGACAUACAGCGUCAGCAUCCCCAUCAGUUAGGACACUUUAAACUUCAUACGUGUGCAGAGACCUGUGGAGAACAUCGGAGCGUCUCUGCUCACUCUGGACCUGAAGUUCGACCGUUUGAUGAGAACGAGUUUCUUCAGGGUUCGUCUGUAACUCUGCGGAGAACAGACGGACGUUUUAAAUGGAGACUCCUCGGUAAUAUCCGAGUUAUUUCCUCCGAUGUGCGAGUUUCACCUGCAGGGAGAAAGUGAAACACGACCGCCGAGGUGUCUACGACUGUUUUCUUCUCAGAAACUAGAACUCGUGUUUUUUCUUUCUUUUGUUGUUUAACAGCUGACAGAUGUGCGACAGCUGCUGUCUGACACUCUCACCACCUUUAACAACCAGAUACAAAAAGAUUUUAGGAAUUAGAGGUUAGAUUUAUUGAUACAUGUGUAAAUAUGGAGGUUUUUAAUGUCAUGGCAGCUUCUGGUGUAAAUUAAAGCUGUCGAUGUGAUUUAGAGGAGGACUGUGACGAUGUGGUGAUUUAUUACGAUAUUUGACACAGACAUGGAUUAUCAACGCCAAAAAAAAAAAAUUGUGUUUCCAGUUUUGUUUCACCUGAACAGUGUCGUCGUUGUUGCACUGAUUAAUUUAUGCUUCGUAACAUAAACUAUGAGAUUUAUUUUACUGUGGUGGUCCCGGUGUGAAAGGACCUUUAGUUGAGAAAUAAGAGGGUUAGUGUGGCGUUAAAGAUCAUGGUAUAGAAAAGUGUUCAUAGAUGUUGAAGCAGCAGGACAGGAAGUUGAACCUGGAGCAUCUACUCUGCGUCUCUGCGUCUCUGCUGGAGGAUCGUCUACGUUUUCAGACCCGGAUCCAAACUGCAGAUUUGAGUCUGAGGUCCUGAAACCCUCUGAAAAAACUGGAGCGCCUUUUUAGGAGCGAGUGUCAGCGUGAAAGCAUGAAUGCCAGGGUUCAGUGCAGCCCGCCAGAUCCACUGUAGGCCUGAAUCCGGUUUGUAGGAGGGGGACUCCAGAGGGAGGAUCCUCAUCCCAGCAGCAACAGAACCACCAAUAGGGUGGAGGUCGGAGUGUUGGCGGGGGGAUUUGGCGCCUAACUGGUCCGCUGAAUUUCCUCAUCUGACCCGGAGAGGCUCGGUUUGCGGCCCAACCUUGAGGGUGUUCUGCCAGCACCAGCUGUCGGGUAUUUACAGAUUGUUGCGACAUGUUCCUGAGCAACCAUGGCGCUCUCAGGCCGCCGCGCUCUCACAGCACGCAGGGGGGGGGGGGCACCAGCAGGUGGAGUCAAAGAUGGCGCUGCGAGCUGUCAAUCUGAAACCCAGUUUGUGUUUGUGAUGGUGUGUCGACGCUGCCAACCUCGGCGCAGGAACACGAUCCCCCUCCUCCCCCCUCCUGCUCCUCGCCAUCAUGGGGGGGGGGGGGGCUGAGCAGUGCAAGGGCAGCACUUCUGAGGGGGGGUGGGACAGGACAGGAGGGGCUGCGAUUGGAUCUGUUCUCCUCGGCUCGUGAAUCACGCCCACGCUGCCGGGCCGCUGUCUCCCCGAGCACGUACACACAAAAACAAACACACACACACACACGCAGUAAAACACACACACACACACACACACACGCAGUAAAACACACACCCACGCCUCUCACACAGGGCGCCCCGGCUGUCACUGAUCUGAUGUUGUUGCACACAGCCUCUGGCAUGAACACAGCAAAAAAAAGAUCCUGUUAUUACCCAUGAUGCACCCCUGUGAGCGCACAAAGGCGUCUUUAGUGGUGGACUGAGGACUCGUCAGCACGGCCCGCUGUGGUCGUGGUGUUUUGAGCCGUCGAUCCGCAGACGUGCCGCCGUCACUGCGUGUCUGUAUGCGGUUUGACCUGUCAGGUUACAUCACCGCCGAGAGUAAACAAACAAAACUGUAGAGAGAGGCACACCCAGCCCUGAGAGCUGACAGCUGAUUGGUCGAUCCAGAGGGACAAAAGGAGGGAGAGAUCUCACAGUUGGAGGAGGUGAGGUCUGUUUACUACUCCUCGCUCCUCGCCGCUGCUGCUGUCACCUGUCAAAAGUUCAGGAGCGACUUCUGCUCCAGUUUGAGCCUCAUGACGACAGCGAGAGCGAGCGAGCGAGCGAGCGAGGGAGUGAACGCCGUCAUUUCUGUGGAUUACAUUUACAUCCUCCUCACAUGAAGUCCUGACAGUUUCAGUGCUGCUGCAGGAGAGGAAGGAGGGUGAGAGUGAAAACAUGAUGAACUGAGGGGAGCUCUAAAGAGUCGAUCUGUCCCGACUGUAGACGCACUUCAGGGUGAGAGAGACGUCUAUCAGGAGAAACGUCUACGCUCAGAUUCAGACGCUCACGGUCACAUGUGCUCCUCCUGUCUCUGAACAACACUGAGAAAGUUUCGAGAAUGCAGCGCACGUGUUUCAGGCUUUUGUUUCAGAAAAUGUCAGAAAUUUGCCAGAGGUCAGAGCUCAGACAGAAACACAUGUCUCUGACAUGAGCGGCUGCAGACAGCAGCAGGAUUCUUGGGUCUUAUUUUCUGAUCAGAUCGAUCGCUAACAUCCGUCUGCAGCCACAGAUGCUGAAAUCUGAUUUAUAGGGUUUUAGGGAGCGACGCAGGAAGUGAUAAAAUGAUUUUCUUUUUGUUUGAGCUUCGACAGUCCGACAGUUUUAACGCUUUUCUCCAAUUUUCAGCACAUGAAGCUACGUUUUCAUUUUAGUUUGAGCAAUAAUUUACAAAAAUAACUCGCUGCACAUGUUCCUCUCCUCUUUUUUAACAUCACAACAUACGAUCCAACCCACUUUGUGAAGAUUAACACCAAACUUGACUCUCCUUCUGCAGUAUAAGAGAUGUUUAUACUUUAAUUUUUGAGUUUUUGAGAGUGUCGCCGCUUCAUGACGGCGUGUGGAUGGAAACUCUGAGAGGAUCCAUCUUCUCAAAUCUGGGGAUGUUUAGGAGAAGCCCUGCAGUAACGUCCAAUAACAGGAAACAGACACUCGUUCAUCCAAGUCGAGCUUUUUAUUUAUCUCGUCUGUUUAAUUUCAUCAAACUCGAUCAGGACUGGGUUUUUGCACAUUGAGCUAAAAUUGCAGAAUCUUGACUUGUAGUUUCGUUAAGAUAGAUGCUGCAUGCAGCGGCAGCAUCUAUGCAGACUCUCCAGGUCAUGAGUGUAAUCGAAUCAUGUGAUACGUAGAGUAUCAAUUCUGCUGAUGCGUCACUUCUGCAAUAACUAAUUGAUUUUCUGGGAGUAUGAUCUCGUCGUCAUACAUGAUCUGACACUUCAGCUGUUUCUGAGACGAAUCGUCCAAUCAUCAUCAUCAUCAUCAUCAGCUCCACACGCACAAGGUCAUUUAAUUCCACACACUCACUUGAGUCUAGGUUGUAGUUAUCUAUGUUCUGGAGGGUGCUCUGGGUUGGGGGGGCGGUCAGGUCUCGUCUCAGCAGAUGUUGCUUCUUAGCGGGAAAAGUGAUGGAUUUCUCAGCGGGGCUCGUCUCCAGCAGCAGAGACCUAUUUCCACUCCCCCCAGUACAACUUACACCCCCCCACCACUGACUGUUAUCUCUCUGCUCCAGGCGGCUCUGCUGACACUUAACACACCAGGCCAGUAAAGGAUGGACAUGCAAUCACACACACACACACACAGUCCUGACCAGUGUACAGAUGCAUUAAUGUGUUUUUAUAUAUUUAUAAUAUCUGAAAUUGAAUUUAGCUUCUGUCAGUUCAGCUCCGACUCUGACGUUCUCACAGCGUCCGAACUUGAACUCUCGUGAAAUUAGAACUGAGUCAAAAAAAGGCGAAGAACACAGAGACAGACGCAGAGUUCAGAGUCCGCCUGAAAACCUCAGAGUUUUCUGAGAACAUCAACCGGUAAUUUAUUGACGGUCCCUUAUUCAACACCGACGUUGACAGUGAGGGUGUCGAGUAGAUUUAACCGCGCUGCUGUUGUUAUUCCCGGUUAUGGAGAGUGAGAAGACACCGGUAGAUCCUCAGAGAAUGUCCGUCAGAUAUCCAACCUGAAACUAACUUCACCGCCGUAUUUACAGGAAAAUAUAUCCAACCUAAAACUAACUUCACCGCCGUAUUUACAGGAAAAUAUAUCCAACCUGAAACUAACUUCACCGCUGUAUUUACAGGAAAAUAUAUCCAACCUAAAACUAACUUCACCGCCGUGUUUACAGGAAAAUAUAUCCAACCUGAAACUAACUUCACCGCCGUAUUUACAGGAAAAUAUAUCCAACCUGAAACUAACUUCACCGCCGUAUUUACAGGAAAAUAUAUCCAACCUAAAACUAACUUCACCGCCGUAUUUACAGGAAACUAUAUCCAACCUAAAACUAACUUCACCGCCGUAUUAACAGGAAAAUAUAUCCAACCUGAAACUAACUUCACCGCCGUAUUUACAGGAAAAUAUAUCCAACAUGAAACUAACUUCACCGCCGUAUUUACAGGAAAAUAUAUCCAACCUAAAACUAACUUCACCGCCGUAUUUACAGGAAAAUAUAUCCAACCUGAAACUAACUUCACCGCCGUAUUUACAGGAGAAUAUAUCCAACCUGAAACUAACUUCACCGCCGUAUUUACAGGAGAAUAUAUCAAACCUGAAACUAACUUCACCGCCAUAUUUACAGGAGAAUAUAUCCAACCUGAAACUAACUUCACCGCCGUAUUUACAGGAAUAAUAUAUCCAACCUGAAACUAACUUCACCGCCGUAUUUACAGGAAAAUAUAUCCAACCUAAAACUAACUUCACCGCCUUAUUUACAGGAAAAUAUAUCCAACCUGAAACUAACUUCACCGCCGUAUUUACAGGAAAAUAUAUCCAACCUGAAACUAACUUCACCGCCGUAUUUACAGGAAAAUAUAUCCAACCUAAAACUAACUUCACCGCCGUAUUUACAGGAAAAUAUAUCCAACCUGAAACUAACUUCACCGCCGUAAAAAAACAUUUGUCGCCUCUGCUGAUUUUUUAAAUAAAUACAUUUUACAGCUCACACUCAUCUAUUUCAUCGUAAAUGAGAGUGAAACGGUCACACUGUCGAGUCCUGCUGGGCCCUCCUUUUUUCCCUCCCCUCACUUGCUGCUUAUUCAUAAUUAUAUUGAACAUAUUUUAUAACCUCUUAGCAGAUGACUUAUUACUUUCUUUUAAACUCACUGAGACCUGAGGGCCGUCCAGACUCGGGGAUAUAAAGUCCUGGUUUUAUGAUAAUUUCAUUUGAAGCUCCAGAACGAUAAAACAGACGUCUCUGUGGUCGACCAUGAUGAAGUUAUUCAGAGACGGUGUCUGUUCGUCCUCCUCUGUGUCACGUGGUGUACCACAGGGAUCUGUCCUGGGGCCCCUUCUUCUUAUCUCACAUAUCUCCUUUAAACCCUCUUAGACCUGUUCGUCAUCCAGGCUAGUCUGGACUACGUCGACUAAGUGAAACGUUGCAGCUCAAUUAUGAUAAAACAGGUUUUGGUUGUUGUCCAAGAUAAACUCAUUCAGGGUCGGUGCCUCUUCUCUGUCAUGUGGCGUUCCACAGGGACCUGUCCUGGGCCCUCAGAGAAAGACUUCUUAAAACCCUCUCAGACUGUUUUCACUCAGUCAAACAAUUACGGCUCAAUAAAAAAACAGAGACUUUGGUUUUGGUCCAGGAUCAGGUUAUUUCAGAGCGUAGAGCUGCGGCUCCAUAGAUUUGAUAAAUCUGCUUCAUUAAAAAACCUCUGAGCUCACGUUGAUCUAAGAAACUUUCAGAGACUCUCAGAUCUCUCAGCGGCUCCCCGAUGAUUUUAGAAAUCCUUACUUUCACCUGCAGAUCCCUUCAGGUUCAGGUCCUGGAUUAUGAAGUCAAACUGAUUCAGCACAUCAGCUAACCGGGUCUGAAGAAAACACACACACUCACACACACACACACACUUUAACACCCUGUGGUGACAGAGCCGUUCACGCUGCGGCGGAUCCAAAACUGUGGAAUAAUCUUCGCUCUGCAGAACCAGACCUCCUCAGACAGACGUGAGGUUCAUUAUCCGUACAACAACCUUUACUGCGGCGUGUUUUAUUGACCUUCUGUAAAUCGGUGUUUUACAUUAUCGCUCUUUCCUCGUCUGUUACCUGCUCGAUUCGCCGACAAAAUGAAAUGUUUAAAACCUCUCAGGAAACAAACAGAUUUUAAAGGAGUAAAUUUAGUCUGUUUCAGAUUUAGUUCUGCUCUAAUUGUGUCUGACCCAUAUAUGAGUCAGGCUGUGGCGUGCACACACACACACACACACACACUCAGAGAGUGCUGCAUCGUCAUCAUCUUUUCAUUACAUCACGUCUUCAGCAGACUCAGAUCCAGUCCAACCCAAACACGCCGGCCUCCUGCUGCACUCUCUGACACGGUCGUGUUUUCUUCCGUGUGUCAUCAUGACUCAGUCCGGGCUCGGCGCUCCCUCCCUGCAGGUUCUGACACACGCAGCCCGUGGCGGGGACGUCGGUGGCGAUGUUUCAGUGUAUGGAGGGCAGCGGUAGCCUGGAGGGCUGCGGGGCAGGUUGUCAGUAGGAAGGUCACCAGUUCACGGUUCGACCGGCUGGGAAAAUCUGGGUGACGUGCCCUUUAGCAAGUCACUUAACCCCUGCUCGCCCAAGGGGGGCGUCUUGUGGAGGGACUGUGGUCGUACCGAGGAGCUUCCAGCUGCACGACGGCGAAACAGGCAGCAGAAGAAGAAGAAGAAGAAAAAAUCCCUCUGACGACAGUCUCUCCAGGAAUAAAUGUUAAAAUCAAAAUAUUGCCCCUCGCAGCUUGUGGCUUUCCACCCACAUCGCUGGAAGAGGAGACUGGAGCUUUGAAAUGCUUAACAGCCGUAGCAACAGAUGUCAGGGAUAAUGAUGCGCUGCGACAUUUUCUAACUGUUCUUUUAUGGACUAAUCUUUGUGGAGGCUGUGACCUGAUUCACCCUUUCUAAAGCUUAGCGGACACAUGUGUACAGUAACACGCUUCCUCCUCUUUGUUUGUCCAACAACCUUACAGUCCGCAGAACGACCAUUUAUACAUGUUUUUGUUUUCGCUCGUCUGACGCCCUCAGAGCUCCGACUCUGGUUCCUCAGUAUGAUCAGAUAUAAGACUGAUCAUCUCUGUUCAGAGUGAACAGGUGAUCGGUCGUCAUGUUCAGAGAUCGUCUUUUAAAGAAUCUAUUAAAAAAAGGUUUAAAGCUCCUAUAAGGGGUUUUUAGUCAGUUAUGAAACAGACUGAAAUUAACAACGAUGUGUUUUUAUGGUGUAGAGAAGCAAACAAGACUAUCAAGAAGAAGAAGAAGAGAGGCUGUUUCUACGAGGGUUACUGUAGGCGUCAAUAUAUCAUGAUAUUGAUUUGAGGCCAUAUCGCACAGCCCUAAAGUGAGAACCAAGACCUAAUUAGAGACUAAAUUUACGUUUUCUUACUAAUUGGUGCUCGUUUAAACAGCUAAAUAUUUUGUGUUCGUUUGUCUUAAUAACUUUAAACAUGAGGGUGUCCUUCUUUAGUCUCGGAGCAUCAAACCGUUUUUGUGUGUGGACUAUUUCUGCGAGUUUGUUUCUCCAGCAGCAGAUUCAGUCAUCUUAAUUAUAAUGUAUGAAAAUGAAGUCGGAGUAUUUAUCAUUUUUUUCUUCAGGGGUGAUGAGGUUUUGAUUCUGUUUUGACGGCUAUAAUCCGUCCUCAGACUCUGAAUGUAGCUGCUGCUGCUCUUUCAAAAUAAAGCUCCCCUCCUUCACUCGAGCGUCUUUAUUCCCAGAGUCCAGCUCUCACAGAUUGCAGAAGAAGAAGAAGAAGAAGGCGCCUGUCAGAGGCCCCCUUGUGAAAUAAAACAUCUAAACGUUUUCUGGGCGUUCCCCAGGGCUCUUAUCUGGGUCCUCUGCAGAUUCCUAAUUAUCAGCUUUAAUCUUUUCAUUGUCCAGGGCCGCUCGCUCGCUCGCUCGCUCACUCUGUCUGUCGCUCUCUCCUAUCCAGCGAGGCAGCAGACACACUCCAGGCCCUCCUGCUCCCAUGUGAGCGCACAGAUUCUGUCUGACAUCAGACAUGGGAAGCGAGCUCCCGCAUCAUGAAGGGUAAAAAGGUCGAGACUCGACCACCCCCGGGCAGAUAAAGCAGCCUCUUCAUGUGUGAUCAGCCCGCCGCCUGAAGACAAAUCCCUCAGCGCUCUGCCUUUGAACUCCACCGCAGCCGCAGCGAGUCCCCGUCAGCUCGCACGCCUUUUUAUUACGCCGCUAAACGAUGUUACCGACACCUUUUAUCGGUGUAAUUUGGAGCUGAAUGAAAAGAACGAAUGUACGACAUAUUAGGAACACCUACUCCUCUUUAAGGAGCGCUCUAAUGAGCCGAUCCAGGUAGAAUUCAUUACUCGCCGCUCUCUUGUUCAGUCUGUGCCAGUCAAAUGGGACGAGAUGAAGAUGAAGAUGGUGAGUGGGUUUGAGAGAAGAAAAAAAAAAACGAUUGUGCAGAAGAAGAAGAAGAAGAAGAAGAUGAAGAAGCUGGCGCCGCCGAGGAUCAGGAAGAGGCUGCCAAUAGUUUGUACAUUCAGUUCCUGCGGCUUAUUGUCGGUUUUCCAUGUAGAACGCAGGCCUCCAGUUCUUCUUCUUCUUCUUCUUCAUCAAGCCUCUUUUACAAAACAAUUAUGACACUCCUAACACCCUCGUUCACUCGCCCCCCCCCCCACAUCCUCCUCUCUUUUCCUUCAGUGCAUAAUUCAUAAGCAAGUCAUCGCCAAAGCUGAGCCAAUUGCAUCCUCUCCAAACGAGCGUGCAGAGCAGCGCCCACAGCAGCACAAAAGGAAUGUCAGUCCCAUGACGGACUCUUUCACGCUCUUUGUUUCCUAAGAAUGGAUGUUAAAGGAGGGCGUUCUUCUUCUUCUUCUUCUUCAUUUUCUGCGGCGGCGGCGGCUCUCCCAGGUAGAGAGAAAUGCGAACAAUGCUGGAGAGCUGGUGUGGCGUCUGUAACUCGCGCCUUUCCAGAUGCUUCAGCUCUGUAAUGCUGCCACUUGGCUCCCACCGCCCUGAGUGUGUGUGUGUGUGUGUGUGUGUGUGUGUGUGUGUGAGAGAGAGCACGCUGCGCCGCCGUGUGUACUCACAGUCUGUAUGUAUAUAUAGAGCGCUAUUUUUAAAGCCCGACCACAAAUAGUAGAAUCGGGGCCUAAAACAGUCCUCGCCUCUGUUGCCAUUCCUGCUCCACCGCCGCCGCCACCGCCGCCGCCUUCUCAUUCAUUCAUGAGUUUGCAUGAAUAUGCAGAAUCACUCAGGGCCUCCUCUCUCUGCUGCAGCUCUCUGAGAUCUGAACAUUAUAAUUAACCCUUUCUGUGUUUUAGAUCGGGGUCCAAGCGUGUCUGAGACCUCCCCUCGUUUCAUGGUUGGUUAGCAGAGAUGAAUUAGACUCACAUUUUUACACCCUUCACCUUUUCUUUGCAUGAGAAGAUGAAAUAAGGUCAGCAGAGGUAAUAAGGCCUGAUGUGGUUACUGAGCUGGUCAGCAGGAGUCUGACCUCUCAUACCUGACGUCUCUCCUGAGAGACGAUCAUCACGCUUCUUUCAGCUUCUAAAUAUCCAACAUUUGAUUUUAAAUCAGAAGAAAUGAUCAGAAAAUCGUCUCUUUAUUCGCUAGUUUUUGGUGCAUUUGAUGAAAAACAUGCAGAAUAAUACAAAUGAAUCUAGAAACUGAACAUCACUAAAACAGCGUUAUGGAAACUACUGCGUCAUCGUGUGUAAAAGAAGAGCUCUGAUUCGCCGUAUUCAGCUGCAGUGUUUUUGUAGAAUCAGCCUCUUAGUCCAUAUUUAGAUGAAAACGACCUUUUAAAAAAACAAAUCUGCAUAAAUAAUAAAGUCUAUAUAAAAAUAAGAAUAUUAAAGUUAAACCACAGCUGUAUGAUGAGACUUCAUAAACUUUAACAAACACAGUAAAUUUAAAGGUUAUAUGCGGGGUGAUUGAAACUUAUACAGAGUGGACAUUGAUGCUUUUAUUUUGACAUGGCUUCUGCUUUUAUUCUGAAGAGCACUCCCUCUGUUAGAUCAUAAACUCCAGAACUAAAUGAAAACAGUUAAAAGUUCAGUCAGGAAGUUUAAAUGUUCGGCAAAUAAGCAGUAGAUUUUAUUUUAAAAAGGACUUUAAAGCAAAACUGUUUGUAUGAAUGAAUUUUAAAAAAGCAGAUAUUAGGGCGUUUUUAAUGUUGUGAAGAAUCAUGGAUUGAAUCUGUAAUUAUAUUUAUUGUUAAUUUAUUUGUUAAAAUGUAAUUGUAUUGAGAUUUUAAGUUUUUGGACCCCAGGAAGACGAGAGUUCGAUUGAUUAGAAACCCGAGGAGGCCCAAACUUUUCUUAUUUCAUAUAAAACUUAAACGUUUUUAAAGUGUCGUAUUAUCUCUCAGAGGGUUUGUUAAAGCUAGCUCUCCUUCAGCUGCUGCGUCUUCUUCACCUCUCCUUCGACUUUAAACUUUUAUUUUUUAUAGACAGGUAUCAUGUCUGUGCUUUAGUCUGUUAUCAUGUCUGUGAAACUCUCCUGACAUGAUUCUGUGCUCCUCUGCAGAAACCUGAAAACUGAUUUUUUCAGAUUUGUUGAACAGUUCAAAGUCUCUCUGUCUGUUCCUCUUCAGUAAAGAGUGUCUGGAGUUUUUCUGUUUGUCUGCAGGAACACGAGUGUCGCUCUGUUGUGUUGAGAGUUUAUUUUUAGACGGUCGGAGCCUGAAAGAAGCAGGUUUGUUCUCGUCGGCGCUGAUCAAACAGAUUUAUUAAUCUGUGAUUGGUCGUCACCUGGUCGGGAGAAAAGGGUUUUGAUUGGAUUUUAAGUCGAUUUAAGAUUUUGCAGGUUUGUGAGUCGACUGUUUCCUUUCUCUCGGUCCUCGUUGACUGUUGAACGUCUCCAUCCAUGUAGCGGGUCGUUAGCCGUCAUACCGCGCCGCCCGCCUGGAUGGAGGUCAUGUCGAAUGGAGAACACGUAGACCCCCGUCCUCCUCUGCUCCUCUCUCUCUCUGCUUCGAUUGGGGAACCACAUUCGGCGUGUCAGGCGGUCCCUGGCUCGGGCAGCCGGUUGCCGCGGGCGAUGGGCAGAUCAGUGAUGUGGCGGUGAUGCCUCUAAUGAAGCUGACACAGCACAGCCUCCCUCCUCGCGGGCCCCUGAGGGCCUCCUGCUCCGCGUGUAGCUUCACAAACACUCCCACCCACCCACCCCUUCAUGUUUCAGCCCAACGUGCUUCUGAUUUGACGGCGCCGAUAAUGCAUCGCUGCAUCAUUUAUUCUCGGGUUGUGUGCGCGGGUCGAGGCGAAUCCUGUGUUUGUAGUAGCUAAAGUGGGUCAGCGUAUACAAACAAAGCCGCUCGCUGCUUUUCAGCGGCGCUCUCAGACUCAUGAAUGCCUCUGUGUUGUCUUUCAGGAGCCGGCCAGCUGAGGUGAAGGGGAGGGCAGAGGACCCCGCGUCAGCCUGUGUGUGGAUGACCUUCGCCCCGGAAACAGGACCAUGA
This is a messenger RNA of Xyrichtys novacula (pearly razorfish), 55496 nucleotides long. Lineage: Eukaryota; Metazoa; Chordata; Actinopteri; Labriformes; Labridae. The record is from the annotation of a GenBank genome assembly.